UGGAGCCCCCCUCAGACUUGAAAUUUACCAUUCUAAAUGAGGACACAGUGCAAAUGUCAUGGAGAAAACCAUCGCAUAGGAUACAGGGCUACAGAAUACAAGUUGUAUCGGAUACAGGUUUGUAUUUAUUGAUCUCAUCAGUUCAUUGAUGUUUGCCUUACUAGUUAUAGCUUUUCAUGCCAAGCCGAAUGAUCAUUUUCACCAACUCUAAUGGCAACCGAUUCUCUAUAUCCCAGAUGAACCAGCCAGAGAGAUAAGCCUCCCAGCCACUGCUACAAAGACGUCUAUUACAGACCUAACUCCUGAUCUGGACUACUCAGUGUCCAUCAACUCCUAUGAUGGCACAGAGGAGAGUAUACCCAUCUUUGGCCAGCUCACUAGUAAGUGUUCAAGAUUCUGAUGCUGUUACAAGGUAAAAAAUAACUUUUGGAAAAUCCGAUGGCUUUCUCAAAAGGCUGAAAUGGACUGAUAUGAAAAGGGUUAUUCAGUCAUAAGGAACAAUGGACCCAUUACAUGUUUAUAUGUAUGUGAUUGGUAUCCCAUUGAAGAGGAUUGAUGAUUUGUUGAUUGUCUUGGAUUUAUUCCCCCUACAUGGCACACAGGAUAUCAUGAUAACAGUCCAAAUUCUCUUGUGUUUCAGUUCAGUCCAGUAACACAAGUGAAACAGAAAGGAGGCCGCCGACUUCAGAUGCAAUCAGUAAGCAUGAUUUUACGUCAAUGUCAACCCAUCUGUGCCAUGCCCAUUGCCUGUCCACAUAGCUUUACGAUCUUGCCAGUCCAUUUUUUUUGUUUUUCCAUGGACUUCCAUUAUAAUCAUAAUAUUGUUCCCUGGAAUAAUUUCCUCAGCCUCAAAUACCCCUUCUGUACUGCUGAGUGUCAAUAUUUGAGCAGAAAGGGGGUUCCGACAGUGGCUGAGAAUUAGUUCGUAAUUGAAAACAGUCUUCACAUCAAAAUCUAAGAAUGAGAGGGUUCUGUUAUGCAUCAUGGAGGCAACCUGGUUCCUUUUGUUCUCGCAUAAUCCAAGCAGAAGGAUGACGUCACUGUCGUGCCAGCUCUGUGCAUUUCCGUCUUUUUAAAUGUUGAAAGAAGUGGAAAGGAUUACUGCUCUGACCAGAAGUCCUUUUACUGGAGUUCUGUGCCUCUCUGUGAGUUCAGUCUGUGGACUGACAGGGAGACAUGCUCACUUUUUCCCGCACCAUGUACGCUUUGGGUGGAAAUUGAACCCAGAGGUCCAGAUGGUCCAAAAACCUUUGCUCCUAGAUGCUAUUUCUGGUGGAACGCUCAUAGCACUCUUUCACAAUUGACCUAAUUGGCCAGAUAAAUCCGUAGAACUUGAUAUUUGAUGUUUUGUCAAGAAAUCUUCAAAAGUCGUGAAUAACAAGAUGUGAGAUGGAUAUUGAGUCAAGUAGACCUACGGGAUCUAAGAUUUGAGACAUUCAUAGAAGUCCUGCCAAUUAUUGCAAUGCAGUCAUCUUGGAUGUUACAGCGAAUCUGAACGAUCCAUUAUUUUUUUCUUAAACAUGGGGGUUUGAAAACAUAAAACCAAACAAUGCAGCUGAAAGUUUAAGUGAUUAUGUGGUCCAUAAAAACACAUUUUUGUCUUCAUGUCUGUUGGAAUACCAUCUGUCAGAGACUGUCUAUCAGAUAUACAGUAUUCAUUAGAGUAGCGAAAAGGUGUGCCAAUCUGCCAGAUUGUGUCCAGACAAUUGAUUGUGUUCCUGCUCUACCCCAUCCCCCUCUCCACCCCUCCAGAGUGUUCAGUCAGUGCCAUAGCAGACCUGGUCUUCCUGGUGGAUGGCUCCUGGAGCGUUGGCAGGGAAAACUUCAAGCACAUCCGCAGCUUCAUCAGUGCUAUGGCUGGGGCCUUUGAUAUCGGACAGGACAAGACCAGGGUGGCUGUGGUCCAGUACAGCACAGACACCCGCACUGAGUUCCUCCUCAACCGCCACUCCAAACGAGGAGAGCUGCUCAGAGCCAUCAACACCCUGCCCUACAAGGGAGGAAACACCAUGACAGGUAUACAUGAUAGGAGGGACUAGACAGCAUGGAUAUACAGUACUGGCAAUGUUUUGUAAGUUCUUGCUAGACUGAAUCCUAACUUGAGAUCCGUGUGUGUAACUAGAACAAGUCUUCCAUUGAUUUACGUACAUGUUCUGGUUACGCGCUUGUUCUCAAGUUAGGCUUCCGCCCACAGACAGUAAAUGUUAUACAGUGAGGGAAAAAAGUAUUUGAUCCCCUGCUGAUUUUUUACGUUUGCCCAAUGACAAAGACAUGAUCAGUCUAUAAUUUUAAUGGUAUGUUUAUUUGAACAGUGAGAGACAGAAUAACAACAAAAUAAUCCAGAAAAACGCAUGUCAAAAAUGUUAUAAAUUGAUUUGCAUUUUAAUGAGGGAAAUAAGUAUUUGACCCCUCUCAAUCAGAAAGAUUUCUGGUUCCCAGGUGUAUUUUAUACAGGUAACAAGCUGAGAUUAGGAGCACACUCUUAAAGGGAGUGCUCCUAAUCUCAGUUUGUUACCUGUAUAAAAGACACCUGUCCACAGAAGCAAUCAAUCAAUCAGAUUCCAAACUCUCCACCAUGGCCAAGACCAAAGAGCUCUCCAAGGAUGUCAGGGACAAGAUUGUAGACCUACACAACGCUGGAAUGGGCUACAAGACCAUCGCCAAGCAGCUUGGUGAGAAGGUGACAACAGUUGGUGCGAUUAUUUGCAAAUGGAAGAAACACAAAAGACCUGUCAAUCUCCCUCGGCCUGGGGCUCCAUGCAAGAUCUCACCUCAUGGAGUUGCAAUGAUCAUGAGAACAGUGAGGAAUCAGCCCAGAACUACAUGGGAGGAUCUUGUCAAUGAUCUAAAGGCAGUUGUGGUCAGAUGAGACCAAAAUUGAGCUCUUUGGCAUCAACUUAACUCGCCGUGUUUGGAGGAGGAGGAAUGCUGCCUAUGACCCCAAGAACACCAUCCCCACUGUCAAACAUGGAGGUGGAAACAUUAUGCUUUGGGGGUGUUUUUCUGCUAAGGGGACAAGACAACUUUACCGCAUCAAAGGGACGAUGGACGGGGCCAUGUACCGUCAAAUCUUGGGUGAGAACCUCCUUCCCUCAGCCAGGGCAUUGAAAAUGGGUCGUGGAUGGGUAUUCCAGCAUGACAGUGACCCAAAACACACGGCCAAGGCAACAAAGGAGUGGCUCAAGAAGAAGCACAUUAAGGUCCUGGAGUGGCCUAGCCAGUCUCCAGACCUUAAUCCCAUAGAAAAUCUGUGGAGGGAGCUGAAGGUUCGAGUUGCCGAACGUCAGCCUCGAAACCUUAAUGACUUGGAGAAGAUCUGCAAAGAGGAGUGGGACAAAAUCCCUCCUGAGAUGUGUGCAAACCUGGUGGCCAACUACAAGAAAUGUCUGACCUCUGUGAUUGCCAACAAGGGUUUUGCCACCAAUACUAAGUCAUGUUUUGCAGAGGGGUCAAAUACUUAUUUCCCUCAUUAAAAUGCAAAUCAAUUUAUAAAAUUUUUGACAUGUGUUUUUCUGGAUUCUUUUGUUGUUAUUCUGUCUCUCACUGUUCAACUAAACCUACCAUUAAAAUUAUAGACUGAUCAUUUCUUUGUCAGUGGGCAAACGUACAAAAUCAGCAGGGGAUCAAAUACUUUUUUCCUUCACUGUAUUACACUAAAAAGUUUUAAGAAACGCUAUGUUCUUAUAGGUAAAACAUUUUACACUCUGUGUCUAGGGGACGCCUUGGACUACCUGCUGAAAAACAUAUUUACGGAGGCGGCCGGCGCCAGGAAAGGCUUUCCAAAGAUAGCCAUGAUCAUCACAGAUGGAAAAUCCCAGGACCCAGUGAAGGAGUACGCUAAACGACUCAGGAACAUUGGAGUGGAAGUAUUUGCCUUAGGUACUGUAUGUUUUACUGCUGAAUGCUACUCUCUCUUGAGAACAUCCCUAUAAUGCUUUUAGUUUUUGAAUUUCUGGAGAUUCCGUAAUGGCUGAUUUCCACAGUACUCCAUUUCUCAGGUUAACUUCUGAGAUGUUUUAAACCAUUUAGGCAUCAAAGGAGCAGAUGAGGAUGAACUGAAGGAAAUGGCCUCAACUCCCCACAGCAUACAUGUCUACAACGUACCUAACUUUGAUAUGAUCAAGGCAGUGCAGCAGAAGCUCAUCAUUCAGGUGUGCUCCGGUGUGGAAGACCAGCUCAACUCUCUAGUGAGCGGAGAUGAUGGUAAGACAUUAUAGAUUAUGCAUUACAUCACAUUUCCAUGGUUUGAUUUAAAUCUUCACUUAUUUCAAGUACAUUGUCUAUAGAUGCUAAAUGUAACGAAUCAACAACAACAACUAUGUAACUGUAAAUGUAUUGCUAAAGUGUCUUCCGACCAUACUACAGUACAUUCCAACCUCAACAGUGUUUAUUUGUUCUGUCUCUAGUGGUGGAACCAGCCUCUAACCUCCAGGUGCUUGAGAUCUCCUCUAAGUCCAUGAGGGUGACGUGGGAUGCCUCUCUAGGGGAGAUCACGGGCUACAAGCUGAUCCUGAUGCCCAUGAUGGCUGGGAUGAAGCGCCAGGUGGUAUACGUGGGGCCCACCCAGACCACUGUCAACGUCCGGGACCUGUCCCCAGAGACCGAGUACGAGAUCAGUCUGUUCGCCCUGAAGGGUCUGACCCCCAGUGACGCUGUUCUGGCCAUGGAGAAGACUCAGCCCGUUAAGGUUUCACUGGGUGAGAUAAUGCUCUGUAAAAGCAUAUCAGCGAUCCAGUCCCUCACUUACUCACUCACUCACUCACUCACUCACUCACUCACUCACUCACUCACUCACUCACUCACUCACUCACUCAUUCAUUCAUUCAUUCAUUCAUUCAUUCAUUCAUUCAUUCAUUCAUUCAUUCACUCACUCACUCACUCACUCACUCACUCACUCACUCACUCACUCACUCACUCACUCACUCACUGAAACAUUACAUUGUUGCUAUAAAAAAGAUUUCACAAUGUAGAACAUAUACAGAAGGUAUCUAAUGUACUUUCCUCCCCAGAAUGCUCUCUUGGAGUGGACGUACAGGCUGACGUGGUCCUGCUGGUUGAUGGCUCUUACAGUAUCGGAUUACAAAACUUUGCCAAGGUCAGAGCUUUCCUGGAGGUCCUGGUCAACUCCUUCAACGUCGGGCUCGACAAGAUACCGGCUCAGCUUAGUCCAGUAUAGCAGAGACCCCCACACCGAGUUCGCCCUGAACACCUAUAAUGACAUUGCUUCAGUGGUCAAGGCUGUCCGGACGUUCCCCUACCGCGGAGGCUCCACCAACACUGGCAAGGCCAUGAACUACGUCAGAGAGAAGAUCUUUAUCCCCACCCGAGGGUCUCGCGACAGUGUCCCGCGUGUCAUGGUCCUCAUCACUGACGGGAAGUCCUCUGACUCCUUCAAGGACGCUGCCACCAACCUGAGGAAUAUAGACGUGGAGAUCUUUGCUGUGGGUGUGAAGGACGCUGUGAGGUCCGAGUUGGAAGCCAUUGCUAACACCCCGGCAGCCACCCACGUGUACACUGUGGAGGACUUUGAUGCUUUCCAGAGGAUCUCCAAGGAGCUCACACAGUCCAUCUGCCUCAGGAUCGAACAGGAGCUCCUCAACAUCAAGAAGAGGAGUGAGUAGCCAUUUAACAUACCCUUAUAACAAAGGACCAGGUUUUUCUUGGUCUGGGCAUGUGGUCAACAAAAACUCCUAGGCCUACUCAUAACACAUACCCCUGUUUGAAGUUGAGCAUGCUUACCAUGGACUGUACAUGUACCUGUAACUAUAGCUGUAUAAUCAUACAUGCUGGUUAACUUUAGUGGCAGCUGCUAAGGGACCUCAAACUCCAUACAGUCUAUUGUAAUCCGUUAUUUGCGAUGUGGUACAGCAGGUCAAACUGAGCUGUGCUACUGAAAUAGUGAUGUCACGAUGUAAUUACAUCUACACAACACAAAAAGGCUGAGUAAUAAUUCUUAAUCUUAUAUUUCACAAUGCCUUGGGUCUGUUUCAGGCAGACAAAAGUGAGGCAUAUUCAUUGUUUUAACUUUCCCUGACUGAGCACACUGCCUCCAAAAUACCACAGAACCAUAUGCCUGCAUCUCAGGGGAGCCCGUUACACCAUUUGUUAUCGUUUACGGUUUUUAAACACUAUAGUAACUGACUGGAUAUUUUUAUUCUGACCUAAUUGUCCUGCUAAUUCAAAGACCACUUGUCUCUGAAAGGCAGCAGGACUGUAGAUGGUUUUUAACACUAUGGUAGCAUGACAUGAGUUUCUCUGCUGCACAUAUUGGUAAUGACCCCCCUGUCACAAGAACACAGAACGAUUAGGCAUUGGCAUUGUCCAGGGGUUUGUAAUAUGAAUGUGUUGCAACCCUGUCGACUGAAUGCAUAAUGCUAGCAUACGAGGAGCGUUUCCUAUUGCUAAGACACUCAUGAAAAAUAAAUGUUGAGAGAGGGAACUGUGAACGAAGUGGAAUGAGUUCAAAUAAUUGGUUCCAUUCCAGCUUUUCUGAAUGAAUAAGAUGGACAGUUCUCCUUAAUGUUAUCAAAAGCCAUUAUUAUGACGUUGUCUAUGAGGACAAAACACAAACCAGUCAUUUAAUUGUGUUUUAUCCCUCUCAUCAGGUCUGAUUGCACCCAGGGACCUGGUGUUCUCUGAGGUGACGUCUAGAAGCUUCCGUGCCACCUGGGCCACCGAUGCCACCAACGUUAUGUCCUACCUGGUGCGUUUCCGUAAGGCCGAGGACAUCACUGAGGAUUACAUCUCCCUGGCUGUGCCAGCCGACACCACCAGCGCAAUCUUGCCACACCUCACUCCCCUCACCACCUACGAGGUCAACGUGUUCGCCCAGUACGACAAAGGAGACAGUUUCCCUCUGUCGGGGGAGGAGACCACUCUGGAAGGUAAGGGCUUAAAAGCGUACACGUUCAGGGGUUUCACAGUGUAAGCAAGUGAAGAGAUAUAUGUUUUAGUGCUUUUGUUUUUUCACAAGAAACUUACAUGGCUUCUUCAAGUUGCCUCCUUUAGAUGCAAAAUCAUUCAAUCGGUUAUCCAGAGUCUUUAUCCUUAAAAGUUAUAUUGACAAGCCACUGCUAAACAAACCUAAACGUUCUCCCUUCCAGAGCAAGGGACGGUGCUGGGACUGAGUGUGUCUGAAGAGACAACGGACAGUUUCCGGGUGUCGUGGCUGGCGGCACCAGGAGCCGUGGUGAGGUACCGGUUGUCCUAUGUCCCCAUGACGGGGGGAGGAGAGAGGCUGGAGGCCCAGACCAACGGACCUGACACCACCAUCGUGCUCCAGGAGCUGUUCCCUAUCACCACCUACAGCGUGUCAGUGUCUGCAGAGUACACCUCCGGCUUGGGAGACGAGAUGCAGGUGGACGGAACCACCAAGGAAGGUCAGUCAGUUAGCCAGCAUGGCUAUUAACAUUUAAAUUCCUUACCUGUAGCUAAUGCAGUUUUUUACUGUACAUAAGUGAAGAUGCAGUAAUUGGUUGACCCAUAUGUGUCUUUUCCCCCUCAGUCCGUGGUUCUCCCCGCGAUCUCAACGUCUUCAAUGAGACCGUGUCCAGCAUGAUUGUGUCGUGGCGGGCCGCUCCCGGGAACGUCCUCCAGUACCGCGUGGCCUUCAAACCAGCCGACGGCACCGGGGAGAGGAAAGAAAUCGCUGUGAAGGGAGACACUACCGUGGCCCUGCUGAAGAACCUCCAGCCUGCUACUGAAUAUGAGCUGUUUGUCAGUGCCCGGUACACCUCUGGGCUGGGAGACCCCCUCCUGGGUACAGGCACCACCCUGGAAGGUACAGUAACAACUCUCUUGUGUCUGUCUUUAUUAUGACUGUCUGCUCUUUGGCUGCUUUGAAGCAUGGGGUUGUGUUUCUUUGACAGCUGAUGUGAGAGAAAGUGUGAAAAUUUGCUUGAGGCCAUCUUCAAAGUGAGUGUCUAGACUGGCCAUCUCUGUGCACUGUGUACUGCAUUGUGUCCUGCUCCACCGAGUGGCGCAGUGGUCUAAGGCACUGCAUCGCAGUGCUAGCUGUGCCACUAGAGAUCCUGGUUCGAAUCCAGGCUCUGUCGUAGCCGGCCACGACCGGGAGACCCAUGGGGCGGCGCACAAUUGGCCCAGCGUCGUCCAGGGUAGGGGAGGGAAUGGCCGGCAGGGAUGUAGAGCAUGGCGUUUGCAAUGCCAGGGUUGUGGGUUCAAUUCCCACGGGGGGCCAGUAUGAAAAAAUAAAAAUAAAAGAUAAUGUAAGUCGCUCUGGAUAAGAGCGUCUGCUAAAUGACUAAAAUGUAAAUGUAAAUGUAAUUGUGUAUGCCUCUGUUUCUUAACCUUCCAUUUUUUGUAAAGGGAUAAAAAAAAGAAAAUGUAUUGUCUUUGUUUUCGGAAUACGAUGUAAAAGUCUUUAGAAAAACAUACUGCCCUAGAAAUCCUUCCUAGAUAUCUCAGGAUACCUCUUCUCUGACUCAGUGUAUAAGGGAAACUGUGCAAAAGCUGGAAUGUGGCACAGACAGACUGUAGGUUAGCUCUGCUUUACCGCCCAUGAAGCUGGGAGAGAUGGAAAUGAGUGGGUGUACUCUCGUAAACCUAAAAAAGCUCCUGGAACAGCCAACACAUGCCAUGCUAGGCUAGCUCAUGCAGUUUUAUACACUCCGGGGACAUAUGGUUUAUUAGAGAUUAUUUUAUGUGGCACAUGGGGAGUUGUAUAAUUUUUUUUCGAUAUCACUUUUAACGAUUUGUAAACCAUUUGGGUAAGCAAUGCUGCUGAUCAUAGAUGGCUAACUCUGCUAUUCUUCUAACUAAGAUCCUCAACCAUAGACCUUGAUGUAUACGUAGGCCUACGUCUUCAAUAUUAUAAACAGCAACAUUAGCCAAAAUGUACCAAACCCUUUGAAGACUAUACCACUCUCUCUAACCCUAGGGGAUAGUGUUAGAAAGCUGACCAUUAGUCAGGACUGACAUGCAGUGAAUUAGUGUGAGGAACAUCUGUUAAUGCUAUAUAGGCUUUUCUAGCUCUGCCUAGAGGAGAACCUUCAGACCAGCAGGAGGUUAUGGUCCGGGUCACGCUGGCUUGGUCCCCAGGGUGCCCAACAACCACAAAGACCACUGUAUCUCACAAGCCAGAACUAACAUGCCCCCACAAUCCAUUCUGCUCGUGGCAGCCCAAUCACUGGUCUCUGGAUAGCUUUAUGACAUUAGUGGAGUUCCAUUCUGAUCAGGGUGGUCUAGGAGAGAAAGCUCUGGGGAGGGGAGGCCCAACUAGGACUGGGGUCAGGCACUCAGGAGGCUGUAUGUGCUGUGCUUUAGUUUGGUUUGGGGGUCAGCAGUAUGUUGUGUUUGAACUAGAGAUCAAUAGUCCUUGUCACUGGACGAUCACUCGAAUGGAAAUGAAUUGAGGGCAGAGAGGUUUUUGUUGUUGUUGUACAGAUAGAACUUCAACCCUAACUGGCUCUGAGCAAGAGUGUCACCCUCUCUCAUUCAGAGGCCAAGUUGAAUGCAGGUAGUGGAUGCCAAAUGGUCUCUCCUCUCAAAAGCAGUUUGAGCCCACGAUACAUCAAAGCUUAUAUCACUCAUCAUGACCAAAGAAUGAGAGUCCUUGUCUCUCAAUGUCCUUGUUGUCUCUCCUACAUAAAUGUCACUAAUGACAUCAUUUCUAGCAGAUCAAAUGGCUUCUACACAAGAAAAUAUCAGAAGCAUUAUCCUACACUUGAGGACAAUGGAGAGGUAUCCUGCUAUGGAGUAUCAUGUAGCUAUUUUCAGUUCACAAGCUGAAUGGUGCACAUUCAUUCUUUCUCCAUGGGACUCUCCUGCCUGGGGCUACCUUCUCCCCCUUCUUUGACAACAAAGCUGACCUCCUUUGUCCACCUCUGGACCUCCAGCCCGGGCAUGGUCAGAAGGUCAGAAGUCGGAUGCUGAGUUUCAGUUAUGCUGACUCAUUAGCCCUAGCCUCCCACCAGAAUAGAACCAGUGUCUGGACCCCUUUCUGUGCUCCAUGACAAAGCAUUUGUUCUGGUUGCAGCAGCAAAGCUUGACGUCAGAACAACAGGCCAACACUGAUCUCAUUGUUUAGGGUGACACAGACUUCCAGUCAUCGACCGUGUGAGUUAGCCUAUGUAGGCAGACCUGGGGAACCCGGAGACACAGUCAAGCUGUGUGGUAGAGAAUGCCAACAGGCUGAUGGAGACAAUAGCACCCCCUGUGGCAAGCUUACUGUAUGUUGAGCCUACUACUUCCUGAUUCCUGACCACUAAAGAUUGGCUUGAUUAAUGGAGUCAACUCUGGCCCCGAAUCAUGGAAAGUGGGGGCUGAGUAAUUGCUGAGAUUCAUAUUCCAAAUGUGAGCCUUUAGAAAACAAAAUGGUGAGAAUAUGUAUUAAAGCGGGGAGUCUUUCUCACAUGUGUUAGGUUUUACCUAGGAGGUACUGUACUUCAAAGCUGUGAGCGGUCGAGUGCUGGCUGGUUCCUCCAGCAGAUAACUGACUGUCCACUUCCUCCCAGGCCAGGGAGGGGCCCAAAGAACAUGGAAAGAGAAAGAGCAGAGAGAACAUACGCCACACGAAACCCAGUUUGAAGAACAAAGAAUAAAUAAACGUUUACUUCUGUUUUGGGUCGGUGGGCAAAAAUAUGUUUUCGAUAAAACUCUUAAAGGCCCAGGGCAAUCAAAUCGUGAUUUUCCUGUAUUUAUAUAUAUUUCCACCCUAUGAUGUUGGAAUAAUACUGUGAAAUUGUGAACAUUAUCAUAAUGUUUUGGCCUGCCUGGUGACAUCCCCAGGUGCUAAAUUAGUUAAUAAACCUCUGUGCCAAUAACAGCUAGUUUAACAUGUUCCUGUCCCCAUUCAGACCACUCCCAGACAGUCCUAGCUAAAUUCUUGCUUGAGAAAUUGCUCUUUGCUAAGAAGCUUAAUUUUUUAAACAAUUUUAAUUGAAAACAAUCACACUAAGGUACUUAAUUGCUACCCAGAAGUUAUUUGAUAUUGAUAUAAAAACUGCUGCAUUGGACCUUUAAAGUGGGGUGAAACGGCUGCCUGAAAUUUCAGCCUGUUGUGGUGGGAUAGAGUUUUUUUUUGUCCUGCCUGGUGCAUUGGACAUUUGAAGAGCAGUUUGGUGUACAUAUCACUAGCUACACUAUAUACAUUGAGCUCCAAAAGUAUUGGGUCAGUGACACAUUUUUUGUUUUGUGCAGAAUAAUGAUGACUGAGAAAGUUACAGAUGCAUGAAUAUAAGACAUGCUAACCUCUCACCAUUACAAUAACAGGGGAGGUUAGCGUUUUUGGGGGGUAUGAUAUUUGUGCGUAUUUGUGCGUCUCUCAUCAUUAUUCAUGAUUCAUUCAGGACUAUCCGUAAUCAUGGUAGCAUCCAUAUUAAUGUAGAAGUGUUUAGAAACAUAUUAUUUUCUUAUUUACAAUAAAAGUGACUCAAAAAUGACACAAUUCAUUAUUUACUGUUAAUUUCUGUUUGGGCACAAAAUAAUCUGAAACACAACCAAAACAAACAGCAAAUGCAUCCAACAAGUUUUUACAGUCACAAGCUUAAUGUAAUCAUUGGUCCCAUAAAAUUACAAUACCCUCAAAUUAAAGCUGACAGUCUUCACGUUAACCUUAUCAUAAUUGUAUCAUUUCAAAAGUGCUUGAGUACAGAGCCAAAACAAUAAAAAUGUGUCACUGUCCCAAUACUUUUGGAGCUCACUGUAUGCUGUACAAGCUGCAAAGCACAGUCAUGAAAGGACAUAGCUAGCUGGUGUGCAAGUAGCUGGAGACAAUAAUGUGCAAUGCAUUUGCACAGCUAAUGUUGAGUGACUGUUUGUCUGAGGGCAUAAGAGUUGAGGUUUUCAGUAGUAAGCAUUUCAUGGGCCACAGAGUGUGGCGUGAAACCAGGUGAAUUCAUAGCCGCUUGAGUUAAUUUCCUUUCAUGACGAUCCCUUUGGAAACUGGGCUCCUGGCGGGGCGGUGAUUUGCCAGGCUCAGUGUCGCAGCGGAGCCAGUAGCAGCUGUUUUUCCUCCAGACUGAAGGUCCUUCUAGGCAAAAGGGCAGAGCAGUGCAUCCCUCACAUGCUGGUGAACCCUGUGUCUUUACCGUGGUCUGGCCUACACAGAGCCUAGGUGGACCAGGCUCCAGGGCAGUUAAAUGAAGGAACUGCAAAUGGGAGUGCCAGGCCUAAAAUGGCACUUGGGAGGAAUAGUGGGUUUGAUGGAUUCUCUUUAGACCAGCCAUCUGGAAAGAGCUGUUCUCAAAUCAGACUGAACUAAACUGCUGAUCUGUAAAUUGAAGUGAGUUUCUCCAUUUCCAAUGGCAUUUCUUCUUUACCUGUGUGCUCAAGAAGUAGAACAGUCUGUAGGCUGUUUGUUGGACAAAAAAGUAUGUACUGUAUGAAUGCAGUCAAUGCAUGCUAUUAUGUUACAUUGAUAAGAGCGCUAUUUGUGUCCACAUGUGAGCGGAGAGGGUGAGCAUUUUAUAUACUUUUCAGAGCAUCUGACUCAUCCUCUUGACACAUUGAUGUUUGUCCAAUUCAAGCCUAAACUCACAAGCCUUUUGGCAUUCAAUAUGAAUGUUAGGUACAUCAACGAACAUGCCUUGGUUACAUGAAGAGCCUGGCUGGUCUACUCCUAUACAUCAGUUAGUGAAGUAUACAGAUUAGGCUCUGUGUCUCAGUGAUCUAGUGAAGACCCAUUGUGUUUGUCAGAUCUGUUUCCUUAUUUGGCUAUUGGAGAUUUGGGAGAUUAUGGUGACAACUGUUUAGCCAAUUUGCUGAUGAAUAUGUGCUCUAAUUCAUCCUUGGUUGAUAGCUCCUUCCUCAGUACUUCCUUAAUGCUUUUCUUUGAUUCGCUACACAGAGGCUAGGCCCAAUUAUCUAGUUACAAAUCUAAGUUCUGCUUGCAAUUGUUGGUUUGCAAGUUUAGCUAAUUCCAACUGAUUAAACUUUGAUGAUGAACUCAAAAUGGCAGCAGCUAGCUCUCUGUGUUCCAUGUGUUUCAUGUGUGUACUUUAGUGCUUGGUCAGAAAGGGCCCUAUGACUGUGCUGUUCUCAUAGUACUGAGGAAAAGUGGGCCAUUGUCUGCAGUGAUUAUCGUGUGAUCCGGUCCCUCUUGUGCAGCAGCACAGCCGGGAAAGUCAGUGGCCUCUCUCCUUAACGCUUGGCAGCAGCUCGCUGCACCCUGGAUAGAGAGGACUUGGCAUUUAGAGGGGCCACAGCAUAUUAUCCUAGACAGGCCCUCCAAAAUCUGGAAUUCUCCAUUCAUUCCUUGUUGAAUUCAUUACUCCUCAGAUCUGGAGCAGCUCUUUCUCUCUCUGUGCAACCCAAACUGCCUGGUUGGUGAAUGGUGGUUGAAUAGUGAACCCUGGAUUAUUCAUUUAGAUUGAUGACGUUUGAUAACACAGAGAAUCAUGCUAGCUUUACAGCCAAACCAGUCACUUUACUGGCACACAUGAACUACCUGAUAUCUGAUCUGGUAUCUCUAGCUGUUCCCUCAUUAGCAGUGUUAGGUCCAGGCUGUGUGCAGGCUGUAUGUGGGUAAAAGCAACAGCCCUGUCCACUCCUGUCCUGUCCUGAGGUUGUGUGGGAGGGAGAUGUGAGGUGGUCUCUCCCCCCGUGGUGAGUGAAACUUGUCUGCGCAGCCAGGCUGUGUUGAGAGAGCCGAUCUCAAUAGGGGCGCCCCAAACAGCCAAAGAUCUGUUGGCAGACUACAGCUAACGCCACCGCAAAUCCUUCUCCCGUAACUCAGCAUCUGCCACUUCCCUCCCCCACCCACCCCAAUAGUCUCUCAGGAAAGAGAGCGAUGUAGAGAGACAGAGAGAGAGAGAGAGCAACAUCUGCAAUUGUAGCAAACACACUUCAAUGGAUCAAGUUUCUUCUGUUUCAAUGGAAAAUGAAAGUGCUGCUAGAGGCUCUGAGCUGAGCUGAGGGCUGGAAUUGGGUGAUUGGUUUUGCAGAGCUUUUUCCAAACCCUCAGAUUAUGAACAAAGUAUAUCACUGGUUUUAAAAACACCCUGAGGGUUAAACAGAGACAGAUCAAUGAUUGUUGGUGGUUUAUCGCUAUACCAGCUAAUUUCUCCUGCUCAAUAGAACACACUCCCCCAGACUGCAUCUGUCUGCCUGGAAAUCACCAGCACCCAGAUGCAGACAAACAACCAUAUCAACUAGCACACCUGACACAAACUCUCUUCUGGUCCAUUUGUCAAAGACUCUAUGCACUAACACUGAUAUGUGAGAUGAUGUUUCCCAGCGUCCUAAGGUUAUAACUCUGUCCCUUUUCCCCACACAGUCCUUGGCUCCCCUAAAGACCUGGUCACCAAAGACGUCACAGACACCAGCUUCGCUGUCUCUUGGACGGCGGCGCUCGGUAACGUGCGCUCCUACCGGUUGAAGUGGAAGUCGCUGUACACGGAGGAGACAGGGGAGAAGUCCGUCCCCGGGGACGUAACGACCACUAUGCUGGAGGGGCUCACUCCGGAGACGCGCUACCAGGUCUCUGUGUACGCAGCCUACGGCAGGGGAGAGGGGGAGCCGCUCGUGGGUGCUGAGACCACAGAUGGUAAGUCACUCCCUAAUGUUUCCACCAUACACACACUUACUGUGGGACCUCUCUCUCUGUCUCUCUGUGUCUCUCUCCCCUUCUCUGUCUCUCUGUCUCAUCCUUUCUCUCUCUCUCUCUCUCUCUCUCUCUCUCUCUCUCUCUCUCUCUCGCUCUCUCUCGCUCUCUCUCUCUCUCUCUCUCUCGCUCUGCCUCUGUAGCUCUCCCUCUCUCUUUCUGCCUGAGAAGAUGCAUUUCUUGGUUUCUCGUCCCCAGGUUACCUCAGAGCUGGAAAACAUAUAUAGAUGUAGGAUAUAAAAAUACCCCAUGACCGCAGUGUGUUAUAUCUACAGUGCCUUCAGAAAGUAUUCAUACCCCUUGACUUAUUCCACAUUUUGUUGUUACAGCCUGAAUUCAAAAUGGAUUGAAUCAAAAAAAAAUAUCUCACCCAUCUACACACAAUACCCCAUAAUGACAGUGAAACAUGUUUUUAGAAAUGUGUACAAAUGUAUUACAAUUUAAAUACAGAAAUAUCUAAUUUACAUAUGUAUUCAAACCCCUGAGUCAAUACUGUGUAGAAACACCUUUGCGCAUUAUUCUUGAAAAAAAUAUUCAAGCUCUGUCAAAUUGGUUGUUGAUCAUUGCUAGACAACCAUAACAUGAUGCAGCCACCACUAUGCUUGAAAAUAUGGAGAGGGGUACUCAGUUAUGUGUUGAAUUGGAUUUGCCCCAAACAUAACAACACUUCUUUGUAUUCAGGACAAAAAUGUAUUUGCCAUAUUUUUUGCAGGAUGCAUGUUUUGGAGUACUCUGUCAUUUAGGUUAGUGCUGUGGAGUAGUGUAAUUAAAAUGUUGUUGAUCCAUCCUCAGUUUUCUCCUAUCACAGCCAUUAAACUCUGUCACCAUUGGCCUCAUGGUGAAAUCCCUGAGUGGUUUCCCUCCUCUCCGGCAAGUGAGUUAGGAAGGACACCUGUAUCUUUGUAGUGAUUGGGUGUAUUGGUACACCAUCCAAAGUGUAAUUAAUAACUUCACCAUGCUCAAAGGUUAUUCAAUAUAUAUUUUUUAAUGUUUUACCCAUCUACCAAUAGGUGACCACCUUUGCGAGGCAUUGGAUAACCUCCCUGGUCUUUGUGAUUGAAUCUGUGUUUGAAAUUCACUGUUCGACUGAGGGACCUUACAGAUAAUUGGAUGUGUGAGGUACAGAGAUGAGGUAGUCAUUCAAAAAUCAUGUUAAAAACUAUUGUUGCACACAGAGUGAGUCCAUGAAACUUAUUAUGUGACUUGUUAAGCACAUUUUUACUCCUGAACUUAUUUAGGCUUGCCAUAACAAAGGGGUUGAAUACUUAUUGACUCAAGAAAUUUUUACAAUUCAUUUGUAAAAAUUUCGAAAAAUGUAAUACUACUUUGACAUUAUGGGGUAUUGUGUGUAGGCCAAUGACAAAAAAAUCUAAAUGUAAUACGUUUUAAAUUCAGGCUGUAACACAACAAAAUGUGGAAAAAGUCAAGGUGUGUGAAUGCUUUCUGAAGGCACUGUGGGUCUUUAUAUAACUGGAAUGAGCCUAAGUAGAGCACCUGGGACGAAGACGAGGGGCAGAGAGGGUCAUAUUUGUCUGAUGACAAAAAGGAGCGUGUCAAGAUAGCUUCGGUCCUUGAAGAGAUUGGAUUUGGGUACAGACCUUAUUUCCGUAAAUAAACCAUGAAUGCAUAGCUUUCAUAGCCCAUAUAAUCCACAAAUAGAACCUAGGCAUGGUAAGAAAAAACAUAAAAUUACUUCAAUCCUAUCAGCCUUCAAAAGGAGUGACACAGGCUUUAGAGUUAUGCAGGAAACCAAACUUGAGCCCCAUUCUUGGGCGUGAUGUGGAAAAAGUGAGAUACGGUGACUGUUACGGCUCAUUCUUUGAGCUUGCAGAUAACGUCACCGCUUCUGGCAUUCACCUGAUCCAUCUAAAAGGCCACUGAAAUGCUUUUGUAAUCAGGGUGACGACGUGUGUGUGUGUGUGUGUCAGUGUGUCGGUGUGUGCUUGUGCAAGCAUGUGUAUUACAUAGUAUAUGGCCAUGACGCAAUACGCCACACCUGCUACCAGUUAUCAGGGGAGAUUGUGGAUUCAGAUAGACAUGGGAGUAGACAGUGCUUCCCCUCUCCUCGAAUACAGCGACCAACUGAAAUGAGAAAAGCACAUUGACGGAAACUCGCCCCGAUUGGGGAAUUUAUCCACUGGUUAGCGAGACAAAAUGUGCUAAUGGGAAACUUUGUCGCUCCAUCGUUUUGUUUAUUGAUUCUGGCAAGCGGGACUGGUGCAAUUUACACCAAAAACAACCUUGAGGCACCUCUAGAGGCUUGUAUGGUUUAUAUCUGUGGUCACUUCGCCCUGCGGGUUCCUCCACCAGAACCACAAGCCCUCUCUCUGUCUGUGCUAACAGGACGGGUCCAUUUGGGUUGAGCCACACACUGAAAACCUGGACAGACUGCUUUUUUCCAUCCAUAAAACUUCUCCCUCUGAAGUCUAGCUGUUUGAAUAUUUUCCUGAGCUCGUUAAGGGUUUUAACAAUUCACACUUGUCCUUCCUGCACCAAAAACACAUUGGGGUCAUAGUAUGGAAAUCUGCACAGUGGGUCUGGUCAGUGUAUGGUCUGACUGGGAAAUAAAACAACGUUUGGGUGGAUUUGUGUUCACAAGCAUAUGAAAACUGAACCAAUUCCUCAGUAAAAAAUCUCAGAGGUAACCAAACAUGUCAAUGUUUAGAUUGCCCACAAGACGUUAUGGCUUUGGACCAUUUGGAAAUGUAGGCAGCAAUUUGGCAUGCAUUUCAAUUCUGCUCUCUGCUCAAACUCACAUCAUGAUACCGAUAUCAAUACAUCAAGCAUUGGUGUUUAAUUUUCUUUCUUUUGUGCUCUCAGUGUCUGCAGCCGGAAAAGUUGUGGUGGUUUCUGAGGAGACGGAGAAGAGCAUGAAGGUGACUUGGAAGCCUGCACCCGGGAAUGUUGUCAACUACCGGGUGACAUACAAGCCAGCGUCAGGAGGGCGACAGCUGGCCGCCAAGGUGCCCGGUGGUACCACCAACACCAUCCUGAGACGCUUGACGCCCAUGACCACCUAUGACAUCACAGUGCUGCCUGUGUACAAGCAGGGAGAAGGAAAAGCAAGGCAAGGAGUAGGAACCACACGUACGUUGGUCUAUCAUUAACCACAACUGAACUGUGCUCUGUGCUGCUUGCGUUAGCUUAGGGGAGUCCUGUACAGUAGCUAGUCGCUGGUGGGUUAUGCAGACUCGUAUCAUGUACUCAUCAUCAAUCAUCAUCAACUACUAAAUCUAGGAUAGGAGAAAAUGGGUCUCCAAAGAGGCCGCUAAGAACUAGCAUUUUUCCUGUAAUAACCUAAUGUUUAGCCUAACGUUUAGCCUAAUUUUACUUCCACUUUAUAGUCAUCUGCUUGUAUCAAAUCAUCAUGUUCUCUGUUCCAGUGUCACCGUACAAAGCCCCUAGAAACUUGCAGACCUCCGAGCCCGCUAGGACCAGUUUCAGAGUGACCUGGGACCACGCUCCAGGGGAAGUCAAGGGCUACAAAGUCACCUUCCACCCCAUUGGAAAUGAUAUAGACCUGGGAGAGCUGCUGGUCGGACCCUAUGACAACACUGUGGUUCUGGAGGAGCUCAGGUAGGUCUAUCCUUGGAAUAUAAAGUAUAUCAGAUGGACUGUCACAGUUACUGUAUUGCCUUGCAAAGAAAGUUUGACUAUGCUGCUUUUUCAUUAGUUCACCAAUUUGUUGUGUCCAUCUAUCAGUAAUUUCUCUCAGACAAACUGACAAACUUGUCGAGAUGAAUGAAGUGUAACUGGUUUAGGUUUUUCACACAGGGCUGGUACCAAGUACACAGUGAGUGUGUUUGGGAUGUUCGAGGGGGGAGAGAGCCAGCCAUUGGCUGGUGAGGAGAAGACCACUCUCUCUGAUGCCCCUGAACCACCACUGUAUGAUGGAGGUAAUGCCUCCUCUCAAACUCCUCCUUCAUGAUUUAUCAUAUAGCCAGCAACACCAGCCACACAGCACUAUUACACAGGAGACUACACUGUAAAGUACUGUAUUCACCUUAUGCCCAGCCAAUCAACAGGCACGGCAGCCAUGUUGAAAAGUAAAAGGUCAUGCAUAAGGUGAAUAUUAGUCUGUAGGAAUUGUAUUAACAAGCUAUGAUCCAUUUUGGAGAGGCAAAAUUGAAACAACACAUUUUCCUCAAAGAACUCAACAGCCCUACCCGCUGGGCACACUCUGGUUGAAUCAACGUUGUUUCACCGUAAUUUGUCAAUGUAUUGUGACGUGGAAUUAAUGUGGAAAAUACAUUGGGUUUGAAAAAAGUAAUCAACCAGUAGUGUUUUCAUCUCAUUUCAACCAGUGUCGUAAACAUUGAAAUUAGGGUAAAACGUUGACAAAUUACAUUGAAACAAUGUUGAUUCAACCACUGUGUGCCCAGUGGGUAAAGCUUUUUUAAUCUCCCUCAUCAUACUUAAGACCUUAUACAGUACAUAUAUUAUAUGUUGUGUCUUCUGCGGCCAUAGCCGAAGUGUGGGACAUAUAUCACAUUGUCCAUUUUUCAUUAGGAAAAUCCGUUAUAAUCCCUCUCCCCAUAAAAACAGAUGAGUUGCCCUAAAUGACUUACCUCAAAGCUAAUUGUCUCACCAAAUAACAGAUGUAAUGACUAUUCCAUCUGUUGGCUGCUCGCUUUUUCAGCAUUUCGUCACUUUGGGUUCCUUUUUAUUUUUCUGGAUCCAGCAGCAGCUAAGAGCAGCAGAAUUGACAAAAAAUAUAAUCUGUUUGCAAUUAUAAAUGUUUUACAACCUCAUGGGUGUGAGCACGCAGCAUGACACAUGGGCAGUGAGUGUGAGGAGAGGAAAGAGAGAGAGGAAAAUGUUAUGUGUAUUAAGGAAGGCUCCAGAGAGGCCAGUCCCGACCCUCAGCUGCCUGGAAGGCCUCCUCUAAUAGGGAGCAGAUACAGUGACAAGACCCUGUCAGUCAAGCGCCCACAAUAAUAUAAUUUAAUAAAGGAGGCAGAAAACCCCUUCUCCACCCCAUUACCCCCUCCUCCUCACCCAGUACUCCUCAAUUUAAUCCCCCCCAUCCCGAUGCUGGAGGAGGACUGAGAGUAAGAGGGGAUUGGGUGCACUAAAAGAGACUAAAGUCAUCCGUACAUCAGCCUCCCUCUCCUUUGAAGAUAUUUUACAACAGACAGUAAUGAACAGUUUUAUCUCCUUGUUUCUACUUUUAAAGUUUGUAUUUUUCUUCCUGUAAAUGAAAGAUAACCUUUUCUUGACUGACGGAUACGUAUGUGCUAUAAUGCACAAGUUGUAAACCUAACGUUGAAUUUAUAGUGCCAUUAACAGGGACUGGAUGUGAAUUUAUUAAUUUGGUGAAAUGCGUAUUGCAGUCAAAGGACAAACAUCUGGCAUGGCCAAUAAAUCUUCCCCUGUUGUCUCCGUCCGAUAGCCUUAGAUAAUUUUCUUUAUUACGACUAACUAAAACAGACUGUAGUCUGAACGACACAUGGUUCAGCCACUCUAGGACCCUCACACUCCGCAGGACAUCUGUUUAUCUGUGGGUCGCAUGGGGAUAGAAAGAGAAGUCUGUAAAUCAAACAUGUAACAGUGGCAGAUUGCGCAAUGUCUGUGUCUUGCUGCCGUGCAUCUGCGGUCUUAACAGACUGCGGACAAGGCCUUCUUCUCAUCAUGCAGGUGUCCGGAAAACAGUGAAAGCUGUGCCAGUGAGGAAUGCACAGUAACUCUCACGAAGGAGACACUCGUAUAUCAUAUCAGGAGGGCUUCUUUUUGUUCCCCGGGAGAGUCUGAGGAGUGGCCAGAGAAGAACACUACUCAGAGAGAGAUCAACUUGGAAGAAAAGAAGACAACAAUUAUAUCGACACCUGGAAAUGAAAUGUGUGAUGAUGAAAAUAGCUCGUAACCCUGAAAAUGGAUAGAAAGUGUUUUUACUGCUUGCUUGUAAAGAGACAGAUAGAGAUGUGUUUGUUUUCUGUUUGGGAAGUCUGUGUGAUGUACUGUGAAUCCAUGUCAAUAAUGUCAUGUCAAUGACCUCUUUUCUUUCCUACUCCUUCACCUCCCUUCUCACUCAUGCAUUUUUGAACACCUCUGCCCUCAUAACUUCACCUGUGUUAUACCUGAAACUGCAUUAUAAUAACUAGUGCCCCAUCACUGUUCUGUACUGUCUCUCUGAGCUGUAACCUCUGACCUCUCAGAUGUGGUGUGUAAGACCAAAGCCCGGGCUGAUAUAGUCCUGCUGGUCGAUGGCUCCUGGAGUAUCGGCCGUCUGAACUUUAAGACCAUCCGCUCCUUCAUCUCUCGCAUGGUGGGAGUCUUCGACAUCAGCCCUGACAGGGUUCAGAUCGGUAGGUUAAACCUGUCUCACAGGACAUGUACAUUCCUGCUACCUGCUGCAGAUAACACUAUUGUGUCUCCACUCUUUAGUCGUUCGCUAGGCAUUACCAUGUUGGAUGGUUAUACAAGGCAUCUGAUCUGGCAGAGGCUCUGUGUGUGUGUGUGUUUCUCUUAGGUCUGGCCCAGUACAGUGGUGAUCCUAAGACUGAGUGGCACCUGAAUGCCUACAGGACCAGGACUUCACUGCUGGAGGCUGUAGCCAACCUGCCCUACAAAGGAGGCAACACCCUUACUGGUACUGUACUCAAUCUACAACCACAACCUCAAUUCAGAGACUGUUGUAUACCGUUAGUCCCAUUUAAAGCUCUAUCAUGUUCAAGCUUCUAUUGGCUAUUUAGACAGCUACUGAAAUAAGUUCCAGUUCAUAAACUUCACAAUGAAAACUGUGCCACUGUUUUGGUUCUUGGCAGUUGAGCUGUUUGUGUGAUAGCCAGAGGGUGAAGGAAACUGAAUUGUAUGUUCCAUUAUGCGAAUAAAACUGAGUUGUUCCUAAUAGGCUCACAAUGUAUUUUAUCAUAAUCUCCUUGCUCUUUAGCUGCCGUGUUGGAAAGGCCUCAGAGAAAUUAUUAAUCCAUAUAAUCAGUGUGAAUAAUAGUUUCUGCCCUCGUUGCAGGUCUCGCUUUAAACUACAUCCUCCAGAACAAUUUCAAGGAAAAUGUUGGGAUGAGACCCAACGCUCGUAAGAUCGGAGUGCUGGUCACUGAUGGCAAGUCUCAGGAUGACAUCAUUGCCAACUCCCAGAACCUGCGUGACCAGGGCAUUGAGCUGUAUGCCAUUGGUGAGUCUCUGCCAUCAUCACUAGGCAGUUUCACAUAUUUUGACUAGAUAGGACAUCUGAAGCUCCUUGUAUCUAUCUCAACUUGAAUAAUGGCAGUUAUCUUUGUCGUCUUGAAGUAGAGUGUGAAUGCUCGAGUUUCCCAGGAUAAUUCCUUACACACCUUUGCCAUACGCCACUUAUCUUCCUCAUUAACAGUGUCUGUAAUGUAUCCUCAACCUGCUCUGAGGGGAUAACUGACUUGAUGUCCUGUUUGACUCCUCCUAGGUGUGAAGAACGCUGAUGAGAAUGAGCUGAGGUCCAUCGCCACUGACCCGGAUGAGAUCCACAUGUACAACGUGGCUGACUUCUCCUUCCUGCUGGACAUAGUGGACGACCUGACCAACAACCUCUGUAACAGCGUCAAGGGACCAGGUACAUUCAGGCUGGCAUUACUGUACAUUCCCUGCCGUGACAGUAAAGGUGGCAGUCUAAAUGGGCUAUGUAGGUUAUCCCUCAGUCUUAUUUCUAAUGCCUUCAAGGCUCAUAUUCACAGUUUCUCAGAAUAAAAGUGCUAAUCCAGGAUCAGUUUUGCCUUUGAAAUCGUAAUGAAUAACGGGGGGACCUGGGCCCGUAUUCUUAAAGCAUCCCAGAGUAGUAGUGCUGAUCUAGGAUCUGUCCAUAUAAUAUUAUUCAUUAUGAUCUAAAAGGCAAAACUGAUCCCAGAUCAGCACACUUACUUUGAGACUCUUUGUGAAUACGGGUGAUGAUCUUUACAGCCAGCCGUGCUGUGUGAGGCUGUAGUUAUGUAAACAGGGUUUAGUUCAUGGCUAGGGGAGACCCUCAGUAGAGUAGCAUGUCUGGUGCACCAGGGGAGCCAAUACAAGGAGCUGAACGCCAGCCAACCACUGGAAAUAAUUUAGAAUCUAAAGCCCUCUUAUCCCUGCUGAUAGUUUAUUUUUUCCUCUCUAAAAUGAGAAAUAGUCUGCACCUUAAUCAAAUUCAAAAGCUGUGACUGAAUACUAUGAAAGAUACGUUUUUUUAGAAAAGGCUUAGACUGUCUGUAUGUCUGUCUACUGGAUUUUCUGCUAGGGAGCUGUUUCCAAACCCGUGAAAGAUGCAAUGACAUACUUAGGGUUGAUUUGACCCCCCCCUUUUUCCUGAUAGGUGGUGGCCCCCAGGCGCCCACUGACCUGGUGACCUCGGAGGUGACCCACUACUCGUUCCGUGCCAGCUGGACAGGCCCUGAAGGUCCAGUGGAGAAGUACCGUGUGGAGUACAUGACCUUGUCUGAACGCCCUCAGAAGGUUAGUACUCCUAACCUCCACACGACCGGUAACCACAACCAACCCCAAUCUCCGCUGUCAAUCCCUCUCUAUCAGCCCCCCAAACCCCUCUGUCACUCCCACCCUGGGCCUGAGGAUGGAAGCAAGUUGUAGUAAAGCCUAUGUUCUGUGACUUACUUGGCUAAAUAAAGAUUGAAGAGAUUACAUUAGAAUUCAUCCUUACCCAACACCUACCCCACAUGUAGCUUUGAGGACAUAUGGGCAGUCUUAUAGGAAGUAUUUCUCAUUAUCCUGGGUUUAGUUCUUUGAUAUGCCAGAGACUUGAAGGAAACCCCAGAAACGUCCUCAAGCUUGUGUUGGCUGUUCAGUGUGAGGGUGUUUGGUAAAAUGGAGUUGACAGAGGGUAAGACCAGAGAAAAUAUAAGGCUUUCAAUUUAGAGUACUAGUAGCAAUAAAGAUUUGUUUUUCUUAUUGUAAUAUCCCUUUGACUGCAGGGUAUUGGCUCUAGAGUACUAGAAUAGGGAAGGCUAGCUGCUAGAUCCACUUCCAACUCCUUGGACUCCAAUUUAAUUUAUAAAGUGUUUGUUUUAGUCCAGCUCUCAUGGUUUAGUGAGGCAGUGGUCUAGUAUGUGAUCGAAGUUGUUUUUGUGUUUGACUCUUAUAAAUAGAAACGCACACUGGGUUGAAACCAGUCAGAGUUCUACAACUUAAUUUGUGGUUCAAUUGAAACCAGAUGCAUCAACACAAAAAACACUGAUAGCUGCAGUUUGUUGUAUUGUUUGUCUUAUUUGUCCGCCAACAGAAACAAACCAUUCACAUGCAUGUGAAUGGAUUACUUAAAAUAGACAUUCCGGAUUACUUAAAAUAGACAUUCAAAGUAAUUCUCCAUCCUCAUACUGUAUUCGCCUGGUUCAUGUGUACUCUUGUUGGCUGUAGAUGUUUGUUGAUGGCUCAGUGACCACAGCCAUCCUGCCCAACCUGAACCCACUGACUGAGUAUCUGGUCAACGUCUACUCUGUCAUCGGAGAGGAGAGCAGCGACCCACUGAAGGGGACUGAAACCACCUGUGAGUCCUAAUCUGUUUUUCUGUGUUCUUCUUUGAUCCACUAUACCAGGGUUUCCCAAACUCGGUUCUGCCCCCCCUCCCCCCAGCACUGCACAGCUGAUUCAAAUAACCAACUCGUCAUUGAGCUUUGAUUAUUUGAAUCAGCUGUGUAGUGCUAGGGCAAAAAACAAAACGUGCACCCAGGGUGGGCCCCAGGACUGAGUUUGGGAAACCCUGCACUAUACUGUACCUGUCCAUUACUGUGCUUCAGCAUACUUGUGUCCCAAACGUAAUCACUAUAGGAUCAACUAAUGAACAUCUUUGGGACUGUAAAACAAACAUUCUUCCAUUACAUUUAGCACACCACUGUGUGCAUGUUCUUGUGAUGCUUGUGUGGUCCCUGUUUUCAACGUUAAAGAAAGAACAAAACUGUUUGUGUUUAUGACACCAUAUGAGGCUUAAAGAUAGCAUUAUUAUUAUUAUUGUAAAAAAAAAAAAAAAGAUAGAUAUAUACACUACAGGUCAAAAGUUUCAGAACACCUAAGGGUUUUUCUUUAUUUUUACUAUUUUCUACAUUGUAGAAUAAUAGUGAAGACAUCAAAACUAUGAAAUAACACAUAUGGAAUCAUGUAGUAACCAAAAAAGUGUUAAACAAAUCAAAAUACAUUUUACAUUUUAGAUUCUUCAAAUAGCCACCCUUUGCCUUGAUGACAACUUUGCACACUCUUGGCAUUCUCUCAACCAGCUUCACCUGGCAUGCUUUUCCAACAGUCUUGAAGGAGUUCCCAAAUAUGCUGAGCACUUGUUGGCUGCUUUUCCUUCACUCUGCGGUCCCACUCAUCCCAAACCAUCUCAAUUGGGUUGAGGUCGGGGGAUUGUGGAGGCCAGGUCAUCUGAUGCAGCACUCCAUCACUCUCCUUCUUGGUCAAAUAGCCCUUACACAGCCUGGAGGUGUGUUGGGUCAUUGUCCUGUUGAAAAACAAAUGAUAGUCCCACUAAGCCCAAACCAGAUGGGAUGCUGUGGUAGCCAUGCUUGUUAAGUGUGCCUUGAAUUCUAAAUAAAUCCCAUACAAUGUCACCAGCAAAGCACCCCCACACCAUAACACCUCCUCCUCCAUGUUUCACGGUGGGAAAUACACAUGUAGAGAUCAUCCGUUCACCCACACUGCGUCUCACAAAGACACGACUUGCUUGGACUCCAGACCAAAGGACACAUUUCCACCGGUCUAAUGUCCAUUGCUCGUGUUUCUUGGCCCAAGCAAGUCUCUUCUUCUUAUUGGUGUCCUUUAGUAGUGGUUUAUUUGCAGCAAUUCAACCAUGAAGGCCUGAUUCACACAGUCUGCUCUGAACAGUUGAUGUUGAGAUGUGUCUGUUACUUGAACUCUGUGAAGCAUUUAUUUGGGCUGCAAUUUCUGAGGCUGGUAACUCUAAUGAACUUAUCCUCUGCAGCAGAGGUAACUCUAGGUCUUCCAUUCCUGUGGCGGUCCUCAUGAGAGCCAGAUACAUCAUUGUGCUUGAUAGUUUUUGCGAAUGCACUUGAAGAAACUUUAAAAGUUCUUGAAAUGUUCCGUAUUGACUGACCUUCAUGUCUUAAAGUAAUGAUGGACUGUCGUUUCUCUUUGCUUAUUUGAGCUGUUUGACUUGCCAUAAUAUGGACUUGGUGUUUUACCAAAUAGGGCUAUACCCCCGCUACCUUGUCGCAACACAACUGAUUGGCUCAAACGCAUUAAGAAGGAAAUAAAUUCCACAAAUUAACUUUUAAGAAGGCACACCUGUUAAUUGAAAUGCUUUCCAUGUGACUACCUCAUGAAGCUGGUUGAGAGAAUGCCAAGAGUGUGCAAAGCUGUCAUCAAGGCAAAGGGUGGCUAUUUGAAGAAUCUCAAAUAUAAAAUAUACACUGCUCAAAAAAAUAAAGGGAACACUUAAACAACACAUCCUAGAUCUGAAUGAAUGAAAUAAUCGUAUUAAAUGCUUUUUUCUUUACAUAGCUGAAUGUGCUGACAACAAAAUCACACAAAAAUUAUCAAUGGAAAUCAAAUGUAUCAACCCAUGGAGGUAUGGAUUUGGAGUCACCCUCAAAAUUAAAGUGGAAAACCACACUACAGGCUGAUCCAACUUUGAUGUAAUGUCCUUAAAACAAGUCAAAAUGAGGCUCAGUAGUGUGUGUGGCCUCCACGUGCCUGUAUGACCUCCCUACAACGCCUGGGCAUGCUCCUGAUGAGGUGGCGGAUGGUCUCCUGAGGGAUCUCCUCCCAGACCUGGACUAAAGCAUCCGGCAACUCCUGGACAGUCUGUGGUGCAACGUGGCAUUGGUGGAUGGAGCGAGACAUGAUGUCCCAGAUGUGCUCAAUUGGAUUCAGGUCUGGGGAACGGGCGGGCCAGUCCAUAGCAUCAAUGCCUUCCUCUUGCAGGAACUGCUGACACACUCCAGCCACAUGAGGUCUAGCAUUGUCUUGCAUUAGGAGGAACCCAGGGCCAACCGCACCAGCAUAUGGUCUCACAAGGGGUCUGAGGAUCUCAUCUCGGUACCUAAUGGCAGUCAGGCUACCUCUGGCGAGCACAUGUAGGGCUGUGCGGCCCCCCAAAUAAAUGCCACCCCACACCAUGACUGACCCACCGCCAAACCGGUCAUGCUGGAGGAUGUUGCAGGCAGCAGAACGUUCUCCACGGCGUCACAUGUGCUCAGUGUGAACCUGCUUUCAUCUGUGAAGAGCACAGGGCGCCAGUGGCGAAUUUGCCAAUCUUGGUGUUCUCUGGCAAAUGCCAAACGUCCUGCACGGUGUUGGGCUGUGAGCACAACCCCCACCUGUGGAUGUCGGGUCCUCAUACCACCCUCAUGGAGUCUGUUUCUGACCGUUUGAGCAGACACAUGCACAUUUGUGGCCUGCUGGAGGUCAUUUUGCAGGGCUCUGUCAGUGCUCCUCCUGCUCCUCCUUGCACAAAGGUGGAGGUAGCGGUCCUGCUGCUGGGUUGUUGCCCUCCUACGGCCUCCUCCACGUCUCCUGAUGUACUGGCCUGUCUCCUGGUAGCGCCUCCAUGCUCUGGACACUACGCUGACAGACACAGCAAACCUUCUUGCCACAGCUCGCAUUGAUGUGCCAUCCUGGAUGAGCUGCACUACCUGAGCCACUUGUGUGGGUUGUAGACUCUGUCUCAUGCUACCACUAGAGUGAAAGCACCGCCAGCAUUCAAAAGUGACCAAAACAUCAGCCAGGAAGCAUAGGAACUGAGAAGUGGUCUGUGGUGUCUUGCUAAUUGCCUAUAAUUUCCACCUGUUGUCUAUUCCAUUUGCACAACAGCAUGUGACAUUUAUUGUCAAUCAGUGUUGUUUCCUAAGUGGACAGUUUGAUUUCACAGAAGUGUGAUUGACUUGGAGUUACAUUGUGUUGUUUAAGUGUUCCCUUUAUUUUUUUGAGCAGUGUAUUUUGAUUUGUUUAACAUAUUUUUUGGGUUACUACAUGAUGCCAUAUGUGUUAUUUCAUAGUUUUGAUGUCUUCACUAUUAUUCUACAAUGUAGAAAAUAGUAAAAAAACUAAAACAAAAAAACACUUGAAUGAGUAAGUGUUCUAAAACUUUUGACCUGUAGUGUAUACAGUGGGGAGAACAAGUAUUUGAUACACUGCCGAUUUUGCAGGUUUCCCUACUUACAAAGCAUGUAGAGGUCUGUAAUUUUUAUCAUAGGUACACUUCAACUGUGAGAGACGGAAUCUAAAACAAAGAUCCAGAAAAUCACAUUGUAUGAUUUUUAAGUAAUUAAUUUGCAUUUUAUUGCAUGACAUAAGUAUUUGAUACAUCAGAAAAGCAGAACUUAAUAUUUGGUACAGAAACCUUUGUUUGCAAUUACAGAGAUCAUACGUUUCCUGUAGGUCUUGACCAGGUUUGCACACACUGCAGCAGGGAUUUUGGCCCACUCCUCCAUACAGACCUUCUCCAGAUCCUUCAGGUUUCGGGGCUGUCGCUGGGCAAUUCAGACUUUCAGCUCCCUCCAAAGAUUUUCUAUUGGGUUCAGGUCUGGAGACUGGCUAGGCCACUCCAGGACCUUGAGAUGCUUCUUACGGAGCCACUCCUUAGUUGCCCUGGCUGUGUGUUUCGGGUCGUUGUCAUGCUGGAAGACCCAGCCACGACCCAUCUUCAAUGUUCUUACUGAGGGAAGGAGGUUGUUGGCCAAGAUCUCGCGAUACAUGGCCCCAUCCAUCCUCCACUCAAUACGGUGCAGUCGUCCUGUCCCCUUUGCAGAAAAGCAUCCCCAAAGAAUGAUGUUUCCACCUCCAUGCUUCACGGUUGGGAUGGUGUUCUUGGGGUUGUACUCAUCCUUCUUCUUCCUCCAAACACGGCGAGUGGAGUUUAGACCAAAAAGCUCUAUUUUUUCUCAUCAGACCACAUGACCUUCUCCCAUUCCUCCUCUGGAUCAUCCAGAUGGUCAUUGGCAAACUUCAGACGGGCCUGGACAUGCGCUGGCUUGAGCAGGGGGACCUUGCGUGCGCUGCAGGAUUUUAAUCCAUGACGGCGUAGUGUGUUACUAAUGGUUUUCUUUGAGACUGUGAUCCCAGCUCUCUUCUGGUCAUUGACCAGGUCCUGCUGUGUAGUUCUGGGCUGAUCCCUCACCUUCCUCAUGAUCAUUGAUGCCCCACAAGGUGAGAUCUUGUACGGAGCCCCAGACCGAGGAUGAUUGACCGUCAUCUUGAACUUCUUCCAUUUUCUAAUAAUUACGCCAAAAGUUGUUGCCUUCUCACCAAGCUGCUUGCCUAUUGUCCUGUAGCCCAUCCCAGCCUUGUGCAGGUCUACAAUUUUAUCCCUGAUGUCCUUACACAGCUCUCUGGUCUUGGCCAUUGUGGAGAGGUUGGAGUCUGUUUGAUUGAGUGUGUGGACAGGUGUCUUUUAUACAGUAAACGAGUUCAAACAGGUGCAGUUAAUACAGGUAAUGAGUGGAGAACAGGAGGGCUUCUUAAAGAAAAAUUAACAGGUCUGUGAGAGCCGGAAUUCUUACUGGUUGGUAGGUGAUCAAAUACUUAUCUCAUGCAAUAAAAUGCAAAUGAAUUACUUAAAAAUCAUACAAUGUGAUUUUCUGGAUUUUUGUUUUAGAUUCCGUCUCUCACAGUUGAAGUGUACCUAUGAUAAAAAUUACAAACCUCUACAUCAGGGGUGUCAAACGUCCGGCCCGCGGGCCGGAUCAGGCCCGCAAACGGGUUUAAUCCGGCCCGCGAGAUGAUAAAAAAUUUUCAAUAAAAUUAACUGCUGUUCCAAUUGCGUCCACUGGAUGGCGCAAUAGCAAUAGUGUUAAGCAAGCAAACUGUUUAUACCGGGGCAGAGCAAGUAGGUCAAGCACGUGCAGCCAAUGAGCUACUUUGUUUUGCCCGCGAUAUUUAUUACGGCUUCUACUUUUAAUAUUAUGUGCUUUGGCACCCUCAUUGCCCCAAUAUGUCUCUGUCAAAAAAGAGAAAAGUGGACGCAGAGUGCAGAGUGUUCCAAGAAAAAUGGUCAUCCUAUUUAUUCACGGAAUUGAAUGGGAAAGCUGUAUGUUUGGUGUGUUCAGAGCAUGUUGCAGUGCUGAAAGAAUAUAACCUUCGUCGCCACUAUGUGAGUCUUCAUGCCGACAAAUAUGACAACUUUCAAGGACAGCGGAGAUGAGAGAAGGUGAAUUAACUGUUGGCGGGUCUGAAGAAACAGCAGUCUGUGUUUACUCACAGGCGAGACAUCAGUGACGCUGCAGUGAAAGCUAGCUACCUCAUUGCUAAUGAAAUCGCAGUGGCUUCAAAACCAUUUAGUGAGGGUGAAUUUGUAAAAACAUGCAUGAUGAAGGCAGCGGAGAUUGUGUGCCCUGAAAAGCGGCAGGCUUUUGCAAAUAUCAGCCUGACAAGAAACACAGUUGCAGACAGGAUUUCCGAUCUUUCAGUGGAUUUGGACAGCCAGUUGAAGCAAAAAGUAAAGUCAUUUAUUGCGUUUUCGGUUGCAAUUGAUGAAAGCAUGGACAUUACAGAUGUUGCACAACUGGCCAUUUUCAUCCGCGGAGUUGAUGACACAUUGACCGUCACUGAGGAGUUCGUGGAGUUGGUGCCGAUGACAGAUACAACGACAGCAGCUGAUAUUUUUACUGCACUCGUCGGCGCGCUGGACAGGGUCGGAGUGGACUGGUCCCGCGCUGUCAGCCUGGCUACAGAUGGUGCGCCCUCAAUGAUCGGGAAAAAAGCAGGCGUUGUGACAAAGUUCAGAGAGAAAGUGCAAUCUGCAAAUGGAGGACGUGAUUUUUUGACUUUUCACUGUAUUUUGCACCAGGAGGCUUUGUGUUGCAAGUCAUUAAAGAUGGAUAACGUCAUGAAGGUGGUCAUCCAAACUGUUAAUUUCAUCCGAUCCAGAAGCCUGAAUCACCGUCAGUUUGACAGCCUUCUCAGAGAGAAAGACCACAUCUAUGGCCUGCCAUACCACACUGAGGUAAGAUGGUUAAGCCGAGGUGCUGUGCUGAGGCGUUUCUUUGAUUUACGAGAAGAAAUUGAACAGUUCAUGGAAGAAAAGGGCAAACCAGUGUUAGAAUUUCAUUCCGCAGAAUGGAUGCAGGACCUUGCAUUUAUGGUGGAUGUUACAGAGCACCUGAAUAACUUGAACAAACAGCUGCAAGGGCGCAACAAAGUUGUCACGCAGUAUUAUGACAGCAUACGUUCUUUCAAGUUGAAGCUGUCAUUGUGGGAGACGCAACUUGCCGGUGGUGAUGCAGCUCACUUCCCCUGUCUGAAAAAUGUGUGCGCGACCCAACAUGUGGCAGACAUGAAGCGGUUCAAAGAUAAAAUAACGGGACUGUUACGGGAGUUUGAGCAACGCUUUCAGAUUUAUGUUUAUAUGUUUUUAUGUUGAUGUCCUAUUGUUUUUAAUUUAUUUGUAUAUUUAACCUAUUCUUGACUCUGUGGUUCUUGCACUUGUUUGGGGAACAGGAUUUCAUUAUUUUUAUCUACAUUUCUGCCUGAGAAAUGACACCCUGAUAUAGUUCUGUGAUCUGUGAUAUACUUCUGUGAAUCACUGAGGCAUUGUGUGUUUGUGUGUUCUUUGUCCUCAGAACUUUCAAAUAACUUGAGGUGUUUUAUGAUUAAUAGUGAUGUUGUGCUUUUGGACACUGUCCUCAGGCUCCAGCUUUAUGUUUAUAUGUUUUAUGUUGAUGUGCUAUUGUUUUUAAUUGAUUUUAUUUUAUUUGUAUAUUUAACCUAUUCUUGACUCUGUGGUUCUUGCACUUGUUUGGGGAACAGGAUUUCAUUAUUUUUAUCUACAUUUCUGCCUGAGAAAUGACACCCUGAUAUAGUUCUGUGAUCUGUGAAACAGUUCUGUUAAUCACUGAGGCAUUGUGUGUUUGUGUGUUAUUUUUCUUUAGAAUUUUCAAAUAAACUUGACGUGUUUUAUGAUUAAUAGUGAUGUUGUGCUUGUACUAUUUUGGACACACUGUCCUCAGGCUCCAGCUUUAUGUUGUAUGUUGAUAUGAUUUUUUAGGUCCGGCACUUGGAAUAGAUUUCCUCCAUUGGUGACUAAAAAGACACCCCUGUACAUGCUUUGUAAGUAGGAAAACCUGCAAAAUCGUCAGUGUAUCAAAUACUUGUUCUCCCCACUGUAUAUCUGCGCCCACUCACUCUCUGCAGUGAGAAUUAGAUGUUUCUUUAACGUUGUUCUUCAGUUGUACUUUAUUUGUAAUCUAGAACAGAGUCAUUUUAUGAAGCAAGUAAUUUCUCCAUGAAAAGCUCCCAUAAAAUAACUAAUUCUUUAGUUCUCACUACAUGAAAUCUGCAUGGCUGCGUCUCACUGCGAACAUGCCGUUUUGGAUGGGAUUGUGUGCGUGUGCAUGUGUGUUUAGAAUCUUACAGUGUUCACCUCUUCCUGUUCCCCUGUCCAGUGCCCCUCAGCGCGGUGAGGAAGAUGACCAUCUAUGAGGAGCGUCCCACCACCAUGAGGGUGAAGUGGGAGGAGGCAGUGGGCGCCACGGGCUACAUGCUGCUCUACAGUGCCCUCAAUGCCACCGAGCCCUCUGUGGAUAAAGAGGUGAGAAGGCCGGGCCAGAGAGAGAGAGAGAGGAGACAGAGAAAGGGACUCCAGGCCAGACCAGCUGUGGAACUGACACAGUCAAAGUCUCCACUACACACACGAACGCACGCACACACACACACACACAGAUGCUGCCAAUGACCAAAUAUACCGGUCCCCUGUCAAUGUCUCCUGACAGCAUGCAGAUGUCACAGAGCAGUGAUGAGUUACAAAGUGAGCAGUGUUGUAACUCUCGUUUUACGGAUACCGAGACGACAAAACACACAAUUAUUUAGACUCAGAGGGAUGUGACGAUUAUUAGCUCAUAGUGUCAAAUCCAGAGGGUAAGAUCGUCUGUAGUAUUGGCAACACUUAGAUAGUUUCAGCACACUGGACACCACCUAAGAUUUGUAAUCUUUGGAGACAUGUUCAUCUAAACUGCCUGUCUGAAUGACAGUAAGCAUUGUAAACUAAUGUUUGUUCCGUUGUGGUCCUCCCCUGCAGAUGAGAGUUGGAGAGGACAUGACUGAUGCCCAGCUGGUGCAGCUGAUCCCCAACACGGCUUACACUCUGUCCAUCAUCGCCCUGCACGGAGAGUCAGCCAGCGGCCCCCUCACCGAGCAGGGAGUCACACGUACGUGCAGCAAAGAACUCCUCUACAUUCACAUGCAUGUUCAUGUUUUACUCUCAGUGCAUAAUGUGGAGUAAAGGACGACAGGUCCUAACUCCUACAGAGUAAAUCAAGGCUCCUCACUCCCAGGUCUAUGGAACUAAAGUGAUUCAAGUAAUAAAGUAUGGAAUUUAGUAAUCCUCAUCUUUCUGUCCCUCUGUCCCCUCCAUAGUGCCCAUGCCCCCUGCUGGAGAGCUGAGGGUCAGAGACGUUACCCACAGCACCCUGAAGAUGAACUGGGACGCAGCACCUGGAGCCGUCCUCAAAUACAUCAUCACCUACAAGCCUGACGAGGGAGAAGCCAAAGAGGUGAGACACAAUGUCACAAUACAUCUGUUGGAUACAGACGGCAGUGAAAGCAAUACUCUGCACCCUAGAUAUAUACUCCCCAUGGGGCUGAGGUAUAGGCCUAGCUACCCCUCCUACUGGUCACAGCAGAAACCAGCUCCUGUGCUUAGCCCAUUCUCUGUUUAUGCCAUAAUAAGCCAUGAUAGUGAACCUGGAUAGAGAGCUAGCAGAUUGAUAUUGAUACUUUUGACAGAUCAUUUGAGGUAUGACAUUAGACAGCAUAAUGGGAAAGGCAGCUGGUGAGAGGGGUAUGCAGGGGACCUCUGGGGCUUUGCUAUUGGACCGGGUACCUGGUGGAAGGAUCACACCACUGUCGGCAGAAGAUGGGGAGAGCAGGUCCCUGAACACAGUAGGGGGCGGGGGGAGCUGGGGUUGGAAUUGGGGCUGCUGGAUGUUUGAGUGAUAGGUGCGGACCACACCAUCAUGAUCCGCCAGCAGCGUGGGACUUCUUAUGCUUUACAGCCGAGGCCUCUGGGAGUUCUACCAUGGCAGGUCUAGCGCUGGCCCUGCCCCGCAUCCUGGGGUAUAAAUGACAUGGCGGUACGCCUCGUAACUCUUCUGUCCCUCCAUUGGACUUAAGAGAUAAAAAAAACACAUCCACACGUCUGAUUGUGAUGCGGUGGAGGGGAGGGGAGCGGCGGCUAACCUCAUGCCCAGAAAGUGCCAGCGGUCUGGGCUAGCUGAUGGAUGAUGAUGCAGGCCUGGAUUAGCAGCUCCAGCACUGUUCCGGACACUGAGAAAACAGGAAGGGCUCUUCUUCUGCACCCAGGAAAAACGUUUGCUGUGGAUUUACGAUCCAGAGCCCCUCGCAAAGAAAUGUGUCCCAGUACAACUCUGAAUGCAAAAACAAUAAAUCAAAAGAAAGACAGAGAUCUCGGAUUAAGGAACAUUGGGAAUGACCUCCUCUACCAAAUGGCGUGAUCAUAAGAUUCCAGAGGCAUGGAAAGCAGUGGGGAAGUUAUGGUGAAUGGAUACUACUGCUUCUACUGGGACAGUGUUUUUGUUCUGUUCAUUGUUUAUCUCUCUCCAGCUCUGGAUGUGCUGAGGAUUUAUAAAUUCCCUGUGAAUGAAGUAAAGUUUACAGGCUGUCUUUAAGGUCGCCCAGAGUUCUCUCACAGAUUCUUUGGAACUCAUCAUUGAGACCAGAAUGAGACUUUGGAAGCCAUUCAACAUGACCUUGAUGAGGACAUUAUUACUCAUUAUUACUAACCCUAACUCUUCAUUUACAAAAAAGAAAGUAGUAAUUCAGCUGUUGAUACAAGCAUGCUUUAAAACCUAAUAACUGUGACACAGAGAAGCUUGAUCUAAACAAGUAUGUUUUCUUGGUCUGCAGCUUGAAGUGGGAGGAGACGUGACUGCCAAGGCCCUGGUCAACCUCAUCUCUCAGACUGAGUAUGACCUUGCUGUUACACCCAUCUACGACGAGGGAGCUGGCAACCCCAUGCUCAACACAGCCAUCACAGGUACAGUACAGUUUCACAGCCUAGUACAGGGUUAACACAUUGGGGUUACACUCCAUGGAACUCCUACUCAGUACUAUACAGUAGGUGAGGCCUGACCAUGAAAAACAUUAGUGAUGGCAUGGCAAUCUCACCCAUAUAAUUGUUCCUUUCUUCUGUCUAGAUGUUGUUCCUGCUCCUAAGAACCUGCGUUUCUCUGAGGUGACCCAGACCAGCUUCAGAGCCCACUGGGACUAUGGGGCCCCUGAUGUGGCCCUCUACCGUAUCGGCUGGACCAAGAAGGGAGAAACCAACUUCCAAUAUGUAAGAGCACUAGUAUUACUGGUUCCCAUCUUUUAAUAUACAAAAAAAAACCUGUCGAAUGAGGCAAAACAUUAGGCAACAAAUGUCAAUAAACCCUUACAAGCAAAACAUUUGUUGGCUUUCGGUAGUUUAAAGUCUUAGUGGUGUUCCAGCUCCUUAAGGUCCAUUGUGUUGUGUCUCCCAGGCCAUCCUGAACAGUGAUGAGACCAGUAAUGUGUUGGAGAACCUAGAGCCAGACACUCUGUACGACGUGUCCGUCACCGCCAUCUACUCCGACGAGUCUGAGAGUGAAGACCUGCUGGGCAGCCAGAGAACAUGUAAGACAAGUCCAUCAUCUAAUCUAAUGAUAUCAAUCAAGAUACAUAGUUGUAGAUGCCCAUCAAUGCCUGAUCAGAUUUACUAAUAAGAGCUCAUUAUAUUUCUGUUUCUCUCGCCAGUGUCCAAGGUCAUCAUCACCCCUGGUAAGUUUGUUUGUUAUAAUCAAGCAAAAUCCAUACAGCACUCAGAGAGAGCAUGCAUUUGAAUCAAAUACAUUCAAUUUUGUUCAGCAAAUUUUACACGGGUGAUCACAAUCCAGAAGUUAAAAUGUAAAGAUGAUCUGUGUUGGUUGGAUGUGUGUUUAUGUGGUUAUGUUCUUCUGUUUGUGCCCAGCCCCCACAGGCCCUCCCCAGAACCUGCAGGUGUUCAACGCCACCACCACCACUUUGACUGUGAAGUGGGACCACGCCCCUGGUCGCGUCCAGACCUACAAGAUCACAUACGUCCCCACCGCCGGAGGCAAGACCCAGUCGGUAAGAACCAGCCUGUAGCCACAUAGCUCAGCCUAAGCCUUAGGGCAUCACAGUCCCAAGCCUUUCAUAGUGCUAACGCCAUUGUUAAAUCCUAACCAUCCUCUGGAUGAUGAAAGGAAAAGGAACACUUUGAGGAAUGAUGUCCAGGGAGGCCUUUUAGAAUGAUAAUAUAAACCCAUGGGAGUCUCCCACCGAAAUCUCCCAAGUAAAGAUGACAGGGUACAUUUUAGGAGCAUGUGGGGGUCAGGGACAUUGACCACAGCCUCAGGGGAGAGUGUUAUCAGUGAGGAAAGAGGGAGAGAUGGAGGAGGGGGGAGAGAUGGAAUACCUGGGCUCAGCCGGGUUGUGUGUGUGUGGGUGGAUGUGUGUGUCUGAGUGUGUGUGUGUGUUUAUGUAACAGGACGGGAGUGUGGUACCAGGGGGGUCGUUGACCUCAGACAGUGUUUACACAAUGCUGUCUGGCCUUGCUGCUGCUCCACUCUAGAGCUGGAUAGUAGUUUAGUCAGACAGGCUUUUUUCAUCAGGCCAGAUGUUUAGGCGCUUAGAGUUUGCGUGAUGUAGAGGCACACACAGAGAGAGAGAGAGAUAGUAAAUGGAUAGAGGCAGUUUGAGACGUUUUCCCUCUCUUAUCUUAUCAGACUUGUUUGUAAUGUAUGAUAGGCCAGCCAUUUUGGAGUCAAGGGUAGCUAGCGUUAUGUGAGUUAUUUGUCCAUUCAGAGUUUCCAUUGCAAUGUGGGAUGGAUGGAAUGUUUAAAAAAAUAAUAUUAGAGGAGGGGAAACCCAGUUCUGUCCAGCGGCCAUCCGUCCACUGGUUGCUGUAUUGAUAUCGCACGCUAAACGUUGAGGCAUUGUUGAAAAGCUGGAAGCUAAUGAGCAAAGCUCAGCCAAGUGUUUUUGGUUCACUGACAGCUUUUCAACAAGUAUGGAGAGCUCAGGAGGCCGCGCUUUGUUUCAUUUGUGACAACAAGUCUGUGUAGGAAAUGGGAGACACGCUCCAUUCUUGUGUACACAGAACAUUUUCUUGGUGCCGAAUAACAUGACUUCCAUCAUACAGUUUCCCAUUGCCUGCUGAUAAGCGUUUUCCCCAGGCACUACAAAGCAUAACUUCAAAAAGAACUAGAAAACCCACACUCACACACACAGGGUUUACUGAGUCAGCCGUCUCUGUGAGGCGAUGCAACCCAGCAGUGUUCCUUUUAAUACAGUGUCUCCCUGGCCAAAAACAAUGCACUAAAUUCACCACUCAUACCUCUAAGACAACAAAUCCCACUGGAGGAUAGAUUUACCUUGGCUCUUACAAUAAGAAAGAGCAAAAAUGCUCGCUGCAUCCUCGGACAAAAAUUUUGACAGUCUGCUAUUGCUCAACUUGAAUUAUUUCCAUCAAGUUGCUGACACUGACAGAAACUGUCAAGGGAGAGAAGCUGGAAUCAGAGGCAUCCACAUCCAAUUAGAAAAUACAUCUAUUUUUUCCUGUAUCGUCUCUUCUGAGGCCACACUGAAGAAAUGAUUUCAUGCAUUUGUAAUCUGAAGGGAAUAUAAGAACCAUUUAUGGUUGAUCCAAAAAUUGCAAAAUUAGUCAGCCCUUAGGCCCCGAGUGUGAUUAUUGACCAGGUGAGAACAGUCAUUUUAACCUGUCUUCAUCCCCCAACAGACGCAGAUCGGAGGGAAGAAGAACACGGUGCUGCUUCCCAAGCUGACCCCUGACACUCCCUACUCCAUCACAGUGGCAGCCAUCUACGGCAGCGGGGAGAGCAAGGACAUCUCUGGCAACGGAAAGACAAGUGAGUGACCUUACUGUGGCCUGUCAAAGGCCUUCAUGAUUACAUCAUGUUCCCUUUCGGCCUCUCAGCUGCCCUUCCCUCCCUCAGGGAACCGGGGUUACAUUUAUUACCUAGAUGAUCAUGUUAAAGAUUCCCUACAUUCUGUCUUUGUAAAACAUAGAUUCACACCUCCACAUGCAUUUUAACAUCAGAACCUCAGGGUUCUUUUUCAACAUAGUAUGAAUCCUAUGGCCUCUCUUCUCUCUCUCCAGAGCCUCUAGGUGGAGUGAGAAACCUCCAGGUCACUGACCCCACCACCAGCACCCUGAACAUCCAAUGGGAGGCUGCCGAGGGCAACGUCCGCCAGUACAAGAUCUACUAUGUACCAGCUGCUGGAGGAGCUGAGGAUGUGGUAGGCUGGGCCACCUCUAACCAAUCACUACUGAAUCUCACUAUGGAAUGCACACACAUCCGUUAUCAAAUCCAUUAUCUACUGCUGAAAGAAUACUCACACACUGAUACACGGAUACUUGGCAUAUUCACUCAGACAGUCAAACACACGUGUACAAAUACUGUUCCUUUACCAGAAGUUUUAUAUCAGAUCAGCUCUGUGUAGCUAGCAUGACUGUUGUGUGGGUAUGUGUAUUUACAGUCCCAGGUCUCUGGUAGCACCACCAGCACUGUGCUGAGGAACCUGAUGUCUGACACCCUCUACACCGUCACUGUGGUCCCUGUCUACCCCCCUGGAGAGGGCAAACGCAUGUCUGAGAACGGCAAGACACGUGAGUCCACGUACAGGUUUACUGUUAGGAUGGUUAAUGUUAUGUAGUACAGCUUCAACAACCAUUUUCUCAUUGUAGUUGUCAUGAUAUACCCUGGCCACUCUGGAAUGUAAUGAAGAACCUGUGUUCAAUACAACAUGGUUAUAUUUCUACCAUUAUUGGUUCAGAAUUUCCUGAGGAGAAGAUUGUACAGUAUGCUAAAGGCUACAAUAUCAGAUUACGAAUUGGGUUUUUGUUUCGUCAUUCUUUUAGAGCUGGUAUAUCUGUAGAGCAUCCACUCUCUGGAAUAGUAUUGGCUUGCUUACUCCUUAUACCAGUAAGCUCUUGUAAUGCGCCCAAAAUAUGUCCCAGUCUUAUUGUACAUGAAUUUUCCUCAUAAAAUAAGCCAACCCCUUUUAUAUCUGGAGGCAAUGCCAAAAAGAUCUAACAUGGUUUGCUUCUCAUCUGUUUACUGCUGAAAUAUCCACUUCAAUGCUUGAUAGUGUGAUUCACUGUAGACACUAUAUUUAGUUUAUUAUUUCAGUUUUGAACAGAACAUCUCUCCCCCAGUUUUUCCCCCAGUUAUAAGGCUGGGCCUCCCCUCAGUGUGACUUAGUCUUUAGUGGGCUGAUUGCACAGCAAGGAAUUCCUCUGCGUUGGCAACACUAGUGGUGUCUCCAGCCUUACGGUAAUGGGGUCCGUUUAUGGGGUGUAAUGCCUGGUAGUGGUGGUGGUAGCACAGCGGGGGGAGGGCUAGCAUGGCGUGAGUAAUCUUCUCCCCGCAUGGAAGAAAAAACUAGAGGAGUGAAGAGAAUGAAUAGAGAGUCUUUUUUGACAUUCAACUCAGCAGUCUUCUCUAGACUGGCUAUAUUUAUGUUGUUACUGUUACUGGACCCCCCCAAAGCCAUAGCCUAAUGGUUUCCUGUCUAUCCUGUAAGAGACCUUAGUUCCUCUGUCCUGUAUUGAAUCCAUCAGAACGUACCCCAGGGGACACCGAGCAAUGAUAGCUUUGAAGCUUUUGAGCUCAAUCAGAAUUAUAGGACUCUACAUCUGCAUUCUUCAUUCUCAGUGGAAUCUAUGUCUCUUCAGGCAAUCCGACAAAUGUUAUUAAUCAAACUAAACAGAUACAUUUUAUCGUGGCCUUGGGUCAUCUCAUUCAAUUUAUGGAUUGAUGUAUUGCUCUGACAGAGGCUAUGGACAUGGACUAUCCAUUGAUGAAGUCCUUUCAUUCUUUGUCUCUGGCCAAUACUGUCUGGUCUCUAAGUAAAGAAGCUCAUCAUGUACUUCCCACUCUGUCUUUAUGAGGGUACAUUGCUGAGUGGUACAAAGACUGGAAACAUCUGCUUUAGUUUUAAAGGACAUUUUCAGAGGGCUACAGACCUUCUCUCCUCUUCUUCUGAGCAACCGUUAGCUAGGUACUAUAGUGUUGUUCACUAAAGGUGUACAGUGUAAAGCUGUUUAGAGCAGAGUCUGUGUGGUAUUGAAGACUGGCCAACUAUGUCGUGUUUUUCUGCAGUUUUGUAUUGUACACAGGCCCAGUGAUGGCUUCAUUGCGAACAUUCCCUAGUGUCUCAUUCAGCCAAUAAAUCUUUAGUCAGACUCUCUAAUUAAUGUUUUCAGCUGCUGUUCUCUCCCCACUCAACCCCACUCUCUUAUUUCCCCCCUCUCCCCUCUCCCUCUCGCCAUCCCUCCAUCUCUCUGUCUCUCGCUAUAGUGGAGCGUACUCCUGUGAGGAACAUCCAGGUCUUCGGCCCCACCACCAACACCCUGAACGUACGCUGGGAGCCCGCCUCUGGCGAGGUCGUGCAGUACAGGGUUGUCUACGCCCCCAUGAGCGGCACCAAGCCCUCCGAGUCGGUGAGUCACCACCAAGGAGACCCACAGGGCCUCUGAUUGACCCUGCCCCAGGUCAGAGGUCAAAUGUUAGAGUCCAGGGACUUUGGGUGUGUGCAAGGGUGGCCGAGUCCAACGCUUCAGUUCAUUUACAGCACUACAGCUCUUUGUGAAGGAACAGAACGGAACAACAUCAACCUCAACCUUGCCCCUGACUUAAUGUUAUUUAAAGAAAGCUCUCUCUGUCUGUGCUCCAUAUGGACUGUCUCUCUGGUGGCGGUUUUAUUUAACACUCUAGUACUGGUUUAAGGCAAGAUGUUCAUGUUUAUUAAUUAAAACAGGAAACCCCGUCUGGGCUUUUUCCCUCCUUUUCUGGCAUAGCUGUGCCCACAUCUCUGGAGUUAUAAAGGAUGUAUGGUGAAGCUAAAUGCCCCACAAACAACUAAUAGAGUGCUACUUGACACUGCGCAAACAGCCACAUCUGUGAGAAGCAUUGAGACACUGAUACCCAGUUUUUAUUUAAAGUCAAAGAACAUUAGUUAUUUGAAGAGUGAUGCUGUCCCAUUUUGUUUAUAGCUAAAGGUACUCUUGUUUUUUUAAUAAAGUCAUCACAUUUUGUUUCUUGGGGAAUAUUAUGAUGGAGUCAGGGCUGGGCUUUUCCAGUGGCAGAGCCAGCUUUCCACGUCAGCAUUCAUGUGGCCAGUGUCAUGACCUACAAUCAAAUGUAACCCUGGGAGAUUUGGUGUAUGCUUUACCAAAUUAGGAAAGCAGCCUUGUAAUAUUAGAUUUACCUCUUGAGAGGAACAUGUUGCUAUUAAACCCAGAGCAGUGACCGGAGUAAGGGUUUGAUGACGCUCAUCAAAAACAGUCAUGUGAAGCAGAGAGAUAGAAAAAACACACAUUGAGCAUGACGCAAUGCUGCUUUGGGUCAGAAGUGAGAGGGAAACCAGAUGGGUGUGGACAGGACUCCUGUAUAUUUUGUAUAGUAUGUGACUCUAGGUGACUAGGACAUGGCAGGUAGAUGAGAAGAUCAGAGAAGAGACUAGCUUACCUUUGAGAUCAUGUUGGCAAGACACAGACAAGUGGGGUCUGGUAUCCAGUAUGGGUGAACUCAGGGCUAACACAGACACACACAGACGACUGCUAGCCAGACAGAUAGGUCAGAAGAGCCAGGCGGCUGUAAGCAACUGUCAACACAUUACGUUAGUUACUCAGUAUAUUAUUGCCCUGACUGUCUGGAUGGGUCCUACAUCAUUGACAUCAAAAGCAUACUUUUGUUCCCCCUUUCAGUGAGCACUGAGCAGUAACAACACAAGUGGUCGUUGAGUGAGGUGAGGUGAGGACAAGCUGUGGGGGGGGGGGGGGGGUCAUAGCUGCCAGGACCAUGCGGUUCACAACAGCAUUACGGCAUGGUUGUUGUUUUCCCCAUACAGCUGAUACACUUUUCAAACAGGAAGUACUCCUCCCCCAUCUGGAUGUGUCAGUUAAGGCUAGCUUAACUGAUGUAGAAGAUCACUGUUCUUCUACAGAUCUCCUUGCUAUUACUGUUAAUUAUAUUCUUGAUCAGUGUUUUUCUAGUUUUCAGAAUCAAACAUGUGGGUAUGAGGGUAGUAGUUUGAUUGAAUCCAACCCCCUGUAAUGCCUGCUGUUUGCUUCAUCCUCCCAUUGGGCCCGGUCCUUCAGCACUGAAACCUGUGUCUCUGUCCUCUCUGUUCCUGUUCAGAUUCUGGUUUCUGGGACAUCAACCACCACCCUGCUGGAGCAGCUGGUCCCAGACACGCCCUACAAUGUGGGAGUGGUCGCCAUCUACACAGACGGAGAAGGACCGCCGGCCGAAGACGAGGGCAAAACACGUAAGAUCCACUAAAUCAAACAUAAGAUCAUGUGGCCUUUAUAGGUUUAUCUACAUCCACGUUUGUGCUUGAUAUCGUGCUAACUUCUUUAUUAUCCUGGGCCCAGUUCCCCGCAGUGGCCCAAGGAACAUUCGUGUGUAUGAUGCCACCACCAGCUCUCUGACCGUGGCAUGGGAACAUGCUGAAGGUCCAGUGCAGCAGUACAAGAUCACCUACGCCCCCACCACUGGAGACCCCAUUGAGGAGCACGUAAGCACCCAUAUUGCUGAUUUCUCUGAUGAUAUACUCAUCAAACACCACCAAAAUUGUAUAUGGCCCAAGGCGCAAUGUGUAGCCCAAAGUCCUUAUUUCUCCUCCGUUUGAAGUACCUGUAGCUUCAAAUAUUCAUGCAGUGUCCUGCCUGUGUGUCCUGUAGACUAUGGUUCCUGGGAACAGAAAUACUGUCAUCCUGCCCAACCUGGAUCCAGACACUCCCUAUAAGAUCAACGUGCAGGCCAUCUACCUCGACGGACCAGGGGGAGAUCUGGAUGGAGACGGACACACAGGUAUGCUAGCACAUUAUCUGCUUGAUCCUCAAUGCAACAUGAUAGAAUAACAGACCCACACAGCGCUCCACAAACGCACAGUUAUUUGCAGACACAUACUGUAAGUCAUAGUCACUCACACACACACACACACACACACACUUAAUGGAGAGAAAUAAUUCCCAGUAGAGGGGUUUUAUAAACUCAGCCACUGAUUAUUAUCCUGGAUCUGAGAAACAAUAGAAACUCCAUGACUUGGCUUCAGCUCAGUCUGCCUGUGUGUGCCAGAGAUGUGAACUGGCUGUCCUCCAAUGGGAGAUCUCAUACGGGAGCUGCCCAAUACCCAGUCUCAUUUCCACUAACAAAUUACACCACAUCAAAGCAAAGACUUAGCUUAGGAUCACAUGGCUAUGAUAUCCAUGUUAAGAGCGUUGUAAUAUGUUUUUAAUAUGUUUUGACUGUCUGUGUUUCCUUCCCCACAGUUGGCAUGCUGGGGCCUCAGAACCUGAGAGUGUCAGAUGAGUGGUACACUCGCUUCAGAGUGUCCUGGGACCCCGCCCCCUCCAGAGUGGUGGGCUACAAACUGGUCUACUCACCUGAAGGUCAGAUAGUUACUGUUCUAUUCUACUAUUCUAUUCUGCCGUGAAAGAACAUUGUCUGAUGACAAAUCACUUUACUUGCUUAAAAUACCUAUCCUGCAAUAGAAGAAAGUCACAGAUAUCUUUUGAAGAUGUGAUCGCUUGCCUGCUGUUAUUGACCUGGAGUGUCCCUGUCUGUGCUUGCAGGUACUGAUCAGACCAUGGAGACGUUUGUUGGAGAUGUGACCACCUACCAGCUGCCCAACCUGCAGCCAGGAACCACCUAUGACCUCAAGGUGUUGGCCCAGUAUGACACUGGCCUUAGCGGACCUCUCAUUGGACAAGGAACCACACGUAAGUGAUUGAUUGGUUGUUUGAUUGUUUGGUUGAUCAAAUGGUUGAUUGAUUGAUUGGUUAGUUGAUUGACUGUUCCUGUCUUUCACAGUGUACCUGAACAUCACUGACCUGACCACCUACAAUGUUGGUUAUGACACCUUCUGCAUGAGAUGGACCCCACAUAGGGCUGCCACAUCCUACAGACUCAAACUGAAUCCCUUCAACCGUAAGUACUGUACCUGGCUGGGAGCCAGAGGAGGCUGGUGGGAGGAGCUAUAGGAGGACGGGCUUAUUGUAAUGGCUGGUAUGGAUAUAAAUGAAAUGGAGUCAUAUGGUUUCCAUAUGUUUUGUGUUUGAUACCGUUCCAUUUAUUCCAUUUUAGCCAUUACAAUAAGCCUGUCCUUCUAUAGCUCCUCCCACCAGCCUCCUCUGCUGGGAGCCCAUUCAGUCCAUAUUACAUUGAUCCCAAUGGGGGAGGACUGUUUCUAUACAGUAGCUCUUGUUUUAUAUUUAUUUCAGAAUGUCUACUGUCGAUCAGAUAUGUAGCCAAAGUUACCACCCUAUCACAAAGGUGUAGUUGAUAAAAUGUCUUAAUGAUCCAUUUGUUUCGUAUUAACUCUCCGAUGCUAGAGUACUGUAAAAUAAAACAUAUUUAAGUCUGUUUACAGUAUGGUAGCCAUUAUAGAUGGAAGCAGUGCACUUUGCAACCUUAAGUGAAUUCUUGUUUGUUUGAAAGGGUAUCUGUUGAAUAACACAAAACACUGUAUAAGCCCGCUGCUGCCUCAGUCCAAGCGCUACUAUUGGCUGUAACCCCUCUGAGGGAAUACGUUUAGAGUGUAUGGGGAUAAAUCACCUGAUCCACUACCAAUGUGGGUAACUCUUUCCUCUUCCCUGCAGCCUCUAACAAGGGAGCUCAGGAGACCACCAUUACUGGGUCUGAGAGCCACUACUGCUGGGACGGCCUGACCCCUGACGCCCUCUACAAUGCCACUGUGUACACACAGACCCCCAACCUGGAGGGGCCCGGAGUCAGCGUCAAGGAGAGGACGCGUAAGAAACCCCACUAACCAUCAGACCUGUCACAUGUCACUUCCAUUGUAUUCAUACGUAUGUAUACCCCCCACCACACUCAGGGUGUAAGAAAACACCUCAGUGUCUUUGCAGGGGGCUAACAUGGCAUUCUAGUAAAGUCCAAAUGGUCUGACUGUUUAUGUUUUGGUCUUUGUUAUAGUGAUCAAGCCCACAGAGGCCCCAACUGAGCCCCCCACCCCACCUCCGCCCGCCACCAUCCCCCCUGCUUUGGACGGUAAGGAGAGGCUUCAAGUCAGCAUGCUGUGGAGCGACGUGAAGAAACUCUUUAUACGUCUCCUACCUGACAUGUCCAUUAACUUUGCUCUAUGUGUUCCACAGUGUGCAGAGGAGCCAAGGCUGACCUGGUUUUCCUGAUUGACGGCUCCUGGAGUAUCGGAGACGAGAGCUUCAGUAAAGUGAUCCAGUUUGUCUUCAGCAUGAUCGGCGCCUUCGACGUCAUCCACCCUGGCGGCAUGCAGGUACAUAGCCAUGAAGACUAUCCUCUGAGAUGUAAUGCUUCAAAACGAAAGUGAUGAGUCUCUGGCUGUUUACAGCAUAUUCCCUUCUCUUUUCCUUUUUAAGAGUAUAUUCACAUCAAUGCUCUAUCAUGUUCUCUCUCUCUCUCUCUCUCUCUCUCUCUCUCUCUCUCUCUCUCUCUCUCUCUGUCUCUGUCUCUCUCUCUCACUGUCUCUCUCUCUCUCUCACUGUCUCUCUCUCUCUCUCACUGUCUCUCUCUCUCUCUCUCUCUCUCACUGUCUCUCUGUCUCUCUCUCUCUCUGUCUCUCUCUCUCUCUCUCUUCUCUCUCUCUCUCUCUCUCUCUGUCUCUCUCUCUCUCUCUAUUCGUCUCUCUCUCUCUGUCUCUCUCUCUCUCUCUCUCUCUCUCUCUCUCUCUUCUCUCUCUCUCUCUCUCUCCUCUCUCUCUCUCUCUCUCUCUCUCUCUCUCUCUCUUUUUCUUCUUCUUCUGGAAACAGGUGUCUUUUGUGCAAUACAGUGACAGUGCCAAGACAGAGUUCAAACUGAACACUUACCAAGACAAGGGAAGGACCUUGGCUGCGCUGCAGCUCGUCCGCUACAUGGGAGGAAACACCAAAACAGGUACACCCACAGACCACUCUGACUGACUGCUACUCUCAAUGUUACUGACUGACAUCCUUAACACUCAAUGCAUAAUGUUGAGUUAAUCAAAAAGUCUAGAUACAUUCACUCAGCGUCAAUGUCAUCACAGUGUCUUCAUCAUGCUGGUGGAGUUGAAUGAGUCCAUAGUUAAAGGUUGAGACUGAUGUCCUACCCCUCUGUGUACAGGUGCUGCUCUGAAGCACGUUGGUGAGAAGGUGUUCACCUCAGACAAUGGCAUGAGGAAGCAUGUGCCUAAGGUUCUGGUGGUCGUCACCGAUGGUCGCUCCCAAGACGAGGUCCAGAAGAGUGCCUCCAACCUGAUACACUCAGGUAAGUGUUCAACGUUGGGAUUUGUCCUUAUAGAAGUCAGAAACUGGAUCUUUUCAGUCAAGGUUUAGUAAACCUUAGUUGACUUUAAACAUGCUUUGUGUGUAGCUAGCUACAUAACUUGUUUUGAGGUAUAGCAUUGUUUAGCUCUUUUGGGGGUUUUUCGGUUUUUCAAAUUGGAGUGUUUGAAGUACUGGCAGAUCUAAACAACCGCUGUGAAAUAGAUCUGAACAGCCACUAAGGAUUGAUUAGGCCAUGGUGUAUGGAUCAUAAUGGUUGUCUUUGUACUCACCUCACUCCAGGUUACAGUGUGUUUGUGGUUGGUGUGGCUGACGUGGACAUGGCAGAGUUGAGGAACAUUGGCAGCAAGCCAAGUGAAAGACACGUCUUUGUUGUGGAUGACUUUGACGCAUUCGCCAAGAUCCAGGACAACCUCAUCACAUUCAUCUGCGAAACGGCCACAUCCAGUAAGAUUGGCAUUGACAUUACACGAUACCUUAAGACACAAGUGAAACCAGAUUGACAUUUGCUGUCUGUUGCCCUCCAGUCUUUUACAACUUAUCAUGUUGUUUCAUUUCUCCCUCUUCAGCAUGUCCUUUGAUCUACAUCAACGGGUUUACUUCACCUGGUAAGUAAAUAUUCGGAAUAAACUGACAGCUACUGAUAACACCUACGGGCUAGUCAGUACUGUGCACUAUCUUCCUAUGUAUUGACUUGUAUUUUCUCAUUAUUGUGUAUUGACCUGAUGUAUAUUCUCCAGGCUUCAGAAUGCUUGAGGGCUUCAACAUUACAGACAGGACCUUCGCUGCCAUGAAUGGCGUGUCCAUGGAAUCUGGCUCCUUCAACAGCUUUAUAGCCUACAGGCUUCACAAGGACGCAUUCCUCUCUGCGCCCACAAAGUAAGUGUGUGUGCGUGUUUGCAGCCUGUUUCCGUUGCGGGCUGCCUGCUCCUCUCCUGCGUACUAUAAUGUUGGCCUGUGUAAUUAUUUUUAAUGACCUUCAAAGGCUCGGCAGCCUGCGUUCCCCCCAGCGCCCAUCCAGCAUCUACAGAGCCCCUUGCCAGUUCUGUUUGUUGUUGCAGCUUGUAGAAUAUGAGGUGUUAGUAAGAGAAAAUAAUUUGGGUCGGAGUGUAAAGCUCCCAGGGUAGGGCCCUCUCCCACAUAUGUCAUAGAGGGAGCAGCCAAAGCAGCCAGAGGUCAAGAGCCCUGCUCUUUAUUGAGCCCUGCUCUUUAUUGAGCCCAUUAAAAUGUCUUCAGGCAAUCGCUAAGCUGCUCAAGAAUUCUGUUCUAACAUCUAAGGCACGAGCAUGCUUUGUUAAUUUGUCCAUAAUGAUUCGUAUUUGUGCGUGGGUAAGCCAUUGACUUAAUGUGCACAAAUGAAAACACUUCCAGCAGUUAGGUAGGGACUGAAAAAUACUUUCAAUAUGUCAGUAAUUUUUCGAGGUUGGGGUAGAACUGGCAACCAUUUUCAGGUUGUGUGGCCAAUGUGACAGGGUGGAUAUUGUGUGUCUUUUUGGUUUAUGGUGUGGCUUUUAAGGUACCAACAUUGUUGCUAUGUAUCUUUGGUCUUCCAGGAGUUACAAAGGAUCUAGUAUUUCAUCCUGGCCAAAGGCUCUAUAGAUUACGAUUUGCCAUCUUAAUCCAAACAGGUCUUAGUGGACUCUCUCAUGUUGCUCAAAGAUUUAUGAUUAUCUGAUGAUCUAUACCCACUGGGCACACACUGGUUGAAUCAAUGUUGUUUCCACGUCAUUUCAAUGAAAUUACAUUGAACCAACGUGGAAUAGACUUUUGAAUUGAUGUCUGUGCCCAGUGGGUAAACUAGUGAUCAGAUAUUCUCAGGGCUGGUGUCUAUGAAGUUGACCAUCUUACAAAAGUAAAAUCCCUUAGCUCCAUGAAAGAGCUCUGCCAUGACACCUGUAUUUUUGUUCCUGCCAGGGAGAUCCACCCAGAGGGCCUUCCUCCAUCCUACACCAUAAUCCUGCUCUUCCGUCUCCUCCCCGACACCCCCAACCAGGCAUUUGAUAUCUGGCAGAUUGCUGACGGCAACAACAACCCUGAGGUCGGGGUCACCGUCAACCGUAAGCCCCCAUCAUGCUUUGUUUCUCUUAUGGGGUAAGCUGUGGCUGCCCAACAGCUGUGGUGUGAUUCCCCUCCUUACUGCAUCAGAUAAGUGUUUAGAAACUUAGACCAGUGUAAUGACCUGUAGGCCACUAAGGUCCACUGAUCCCCUGUUGGUAAAUUCAGGAUAAAGGAGAUUCAGACCUCUGAAUGCAAAAGUAUUAACCCCAAGACUUGGCUGUAUCAAGCUGUCUCUCAUAGAGUGUUUUGGUUUGACACUGACUUUUCACACUCUGUGUGUAUUUCCAAGUCCGUACGUGUUCACUUGUGUGCCUAAGUUUGUGAUCAAGUAUUGUACCUAAGUAGUCACUUGUUACUUGUUAAGUAUUCAAGUGUUUACUUGUUCGUAAGUGUUUAAUUUUGAGGGCUAUCUCCCCUGUAGCUCACUCUGUUUGUGUGUUUCCAUGUGUGUUGCGUGACUUCUCCCUGUAAUGUAUGGUUAGGGGGCCAUCUGAAACCAUUGUUCCCUCUUUUCAGCUUCCAGCAAAACAAUCACAUUCUACAACAAGGACACCAGAGGGGAGAUCCAGAGAGCCACGUUUAAUGAGGAUCAAGUGAAGAGAGUUUUCCACGGAAGCUUCCACAAGGUAAACACCAUUUCACUUGAAUGAGAACGGUUUGUGGGCCAUAUGAUGACAUUAAUGCUUGCCAAAGGAAUCACAUAUCUUGGCUUAUCUUUCUGGUUGGAUUUCCUGAGGACAUACAGAUCAGCAAUAAUCUGCAAUAAAUUGUAAUAAUAACUUCCAAAACACCAGGUUCCAAAGAUACAUUUUCACAUGAAUAAUGGAUUUCUGUGGUAACAUUUUUUGAUACAUUUUCAGGGGAGAUUAUCCCUGUCUGGGAUGUGUAACCUUGAUAUGGUCACCACCUAUGAUAGAUUAGGUGUUUCAAGAGUCUUUAUGGGCGGUCAUGUCUGUUCAUAGUUGACGUUUCUGUGGAUUAGUGUUAUGCCUCAUUGAGUUCACCUCCUGAGGUGAUAAUCAAUGCAAAGUCUAAGGUCUAGCUAGGAUCUGGUUACCUACCUCUCACGACAUUGAAUGUGAUCCAUCUUACAGUAGUGCCAAAGUGGCAUAUUCAGGCCUUUUUACAAUCUGGCGUUUAGCUUUGUUUUCUGAGACUUUAGGCAGUUAUUUUGAUGAAUGGUUUGGAAGCACUAUAAAUAUCUUUCCAAAGGUUGGAGGAGACUUUGGUGACCCCAUGGUCACCUUGCACAAUGUGCAACCAGUUAGCCUAGCGAUGGAGGCUUAUAGUGUGCUGAUUGGCCAUUGUCCUGGCGGCAGUCAGGUGGGAAUUCCUGAACAUUCUGAGGAAGUGGGCUGUUAUUGGAUCAGUGUUUGUUUUGGUUUACCUCGUUUACAAUAAAUAAAACCUGAUACAUUGGGAAAAAGACCAGGUCGUACAUUUUACACCGCAAAACAGAAAGCUAGCUGCGUAUGCCCAAUUAAGUAUUUUCAAGAGAGUUUGCUGCUUGAAUCGAAUUAUCUGUCAAUAACAAUAAUUUCCUCCUUUAACAGAUGGUUUCUAAAAGUCAGGGAAAAUCCUCUCAAAGUAUUAUUACACGCCAUGUUUGCAGCCGGGGGAAUAAACUGAUGAAAUCGACCCAAAAAUUCAACAAGCCCAAAGAGACUUACAAACAUCUGUCAACAUGAAUGGAGAUAUUUUGAGAUAUAUUGCAUCUCCUAUACUUUACAUUUUCCUGCCUCUGAGUGUGGAUUCCCAUUGGCACCCUGUUACUUUUCUAUGGUGGGAUUACAAUGUCAAGUCUGAGUGGGGGUGGGAGUACAUACCUAUAGUCAUUAGUCACUGAAGGCUUUCAACCCUGUUGAAAUAACACUGUAGAUGAUGCCAUAAUUGUUUUAAAAAGCCAUUGUUUCUCUAGAAUGAUUUUGUAACAUGCCAAGUUUUAAAACCAUCAUAUACAGUGUUUUUGCCACAUUCUGGGGACCUCAAUGUCACAGCAGGAGUAGAGGAGCUCACAUGGGACAUCAAACGCUAGGCCCAACUCAAAGCAGAGCAGAAUAUAAAACAUCCUCUGUUAUGCUCAGCUAUCAUAAGAUGAAAAGGAGUUAAACAAUGAACGUCAGUAUUUUUUCAUAUUAUUUUAUGAAUGUUCCAAGAUGUAAGAUACAUCUAAGAUGAAGAUAUUACUGUUUCCAGUGGACUUGAAUAAUGUUUCAAGUGUAUCCAAUGUUUCUGAAGGGGAACAAUAUCCCUCCUAUUAUAUAAAAACUUGAGUAAUUUAUUUUUCUAAAAUCAUGAGGACCCUCCCUCUAGUGUAGUGUACAUCAAAUGUACUUCCUAAGGUCAAUGAGUCCACUCUGAACACUUAGAAGUUAUGAGGGAGAAUGGUAUGCCCACAGAACCUCAAGUUAAUGUAGUUUCAGUCAGACCACUAAGCAGCAGUGCUAAUUACAGGAUAAUGUUAUGAAUGGGACCCUGGAAAAUGUUGGGUCAGGGCUAUAUCCGAUGACAUCAGUGACAUCAGCACAAUGACAUAAUCAGAGCUCCAGUUGGAUACCUAUGUGUCUGUGUUUCUUUUCUAUUGCUGUGGUGGUGCCUGCAGUCUGAGCUAGUGUGUGGUGCUGUGGUUACUGCUCUGAGGCAAAAGGAAUCUACAGCUGUCUACCUACCAGAUUAAUUCCUGGUCUGGUGCAUGUGUGUACUGUAGUUAUUGACUGGUGUGGUUGUCUGUUUGUGUAUAUUGUGGGUUCCCAAUGGUUCAUCCAUGGGUGGUUUGGAGUGACCUCAGCGUGUAGCUAGUGACUAGUGACCAGCGAGGUCAGAAAAGACAGCUGAUCUUAAAUACAGGGAAAGUCCAGCUGUCACACAAAUGCUCAAAUGUAGCCCUUAACAUGUAUAGUGUGCUCUACCUCAGAGCAGUUCAUAUCUUUUAUAUGAACUCAGAAUAGAUUGUUAUUAGACUCACAAUACAUUUGAGGUUUUCUCCUCCCCUCAACUAUUUCACUCACCAAAUGAAUAGUUAAUACUAAGAUUAGACAUGUCCAUGGGAAAAUAUGAGACAACUAACCCAAAACAACCCUCAUCUCUAUUCCUAGUCUGACCCAUGCUCUCAUUUGAACUAUAGUCCUGAUGUUUGCCAAGUGUAGUAAAAUGUGUAGGGUGUAGCUACUUCAUAUAGUUUAAUUGCAGGGUGAACGUUUUUUCAUCAACUCAUAUACUGUAUGUAUCAUUGGUGCCAUUGGGGGUUUUGCAUUUUGUUUGCGAUCAAGUGGAAAUAUGAACGUUUUUGGUGGUUUUCGUUAUAGCUAGAUGUAUUCAGUCCACCCACUCUGCAGUUUCCCCAUACUUAAAGCUUCACAAAUGCAGCUAUUAUUCUCUGAGAGGACCCAAACUCUCUCAAACUUUCCAUUCAGGGAUUGGGUGGUUAGGUUUUGCCAGUAUUUGCAUGCACUAAUUGUGGAAGAAGAAAUGCUCCAAAGAACCCAAAUUGUUUAAAACGUUGGUCUUUGGUCAAUCUCUAACUGAUACUUUGCCAUAGCCCUGACUGCCCUCGUUGUACUCUCGGUAUUACAGUGUUUCCUCUGAUGCCUUCUUUAAAAGUCUUCCAUUCCGUGAGGUAGCCAAGCAGAUUUAAUGACGCAUACAACCAUUCCAGCACUAGAGGAAGCCACUCAGAAAUGAAAUGGUGACUUUACAACCAAGGCUAAGCAAGCUCCUUUUCGGAAGCCUGGAUGGGAAUAUUGCAUCGUCCUCCAAGACUGGAUAUGGUGGCAGUAGUAUACAUAAACUAGGAUUAUGUCUCUUCCUGAUAAAAGUUGUCGAUCUGUGAAUGCAAUUUAGCAGUGCAUCAAAAAAUUUCAGAUAAGUGAGAGAGAGAUAUGUCCACUUUUGCUUUUAAUCAAACUAAUUAAGGAAUCCUAUCUUAGGUAGCGAGGCUGCAUGUGAAUUGUGAUUUCCCCAGCUAUCAGGGCUCAGGAGUGAGAAACAGGAGGAGCCGUGAAGACAUAGCCAAUACCAAUAAAAUGGAGUCCGAUAGAAAUCAUGAACGUAUGUCAGGGGAACCAGGGGGAAAGAACGCAACAGAAGCCAAAAUAUGACUAUAUGCACUGUUACUGUGCUAUGUCUGUGGACUGGACACCUAGCUCUGAUAUAGCCUUUAUUAUGGUGUCCACAGUAUACCAAUGGGAGAAUCCAUACUAGUGUGAAUGGAGUGCUAAGAAAGAGAUGUGUCCAAGAUGUGCCAAUGUUCAGAAGUGUUUUUGUGAAUCCUAAUUUUCCAGUAAUAUUUUCCAGUUAUGUAUACAUUCGUAUUAUUUGCACUUGCAGUACAUCAUUGAGCAUUAUUUUGGUAAGCCCUCAAGUGAAUCAUAGUAUAUCUAUGUCCAUGCCAGGAUCCUGAGGUAUCAGACCCCUCUCCUGUGGUUGGCUAGAUAGUCUGUUCUCUUGCCAAGAAAGUCCACUGUAAUUUCGUGAGUGCUUGCCAAGUGCGGUUGUUAUUGCUCUGUAGGACAGGAAUGUUAGCCUGCUCUCUCUGUCAGGGUGAAAGCUUGUCAGACUGUUCGAAAAAAUGCAACUGCGCAGGAAAGUAUGUAAAGUGUGGCACUUUUGAUGGUGUACCACAAAUAACAUAAUUUCAAAGGCCCAUAUUCUGUGGGUUGUUUCAUAUAUAGCUUAUAGCUUGUUUUAUUUUUUAGAUUAUUUAAUGUUCCGUUGAUCAGUGAAAGUGGCUGAAAUGAACUUUCUUCCAAGGGACCUACAACCAGAAUGUUCUUACAUGAUACUAAGCUAUAUAAUAACUUAAUUAUGAGGAGGACUGAAUAACAAAUCAUCUUAAUAGUGGUGAUUUAGUGAAAUACAGUAUCAGCAUCUUAAUAAAUAUCAGUUAGACUAUAGGUUUAUGGUACGAGAUAAUGUUGCUUGUUAUGUCUUUCCAUUGUAGAGAGAGGUUCUCUUUUAAUGCAGAAAUGGCAUGUCAAAAACACUGGACGCUCUCAAACCUCUUUGGCAAGCCUGGAUGUCCAAACAUUGUAAUAAAAUAAUAAAAACUUCUCUUUGGAAAUGUGUUUUUUUGCAUAUCCCAACUCCACCUGAGACACCCUCUGAGACUGUGGUCACUGCCAGGGUCAGCCGUUAUCAAGGUGACCCCGGAGCAAUUAGGGUUAAGUGCCUUGCUCAAGGGCACAUUGACCGAUUUUUCACCUUGUCGGCUCUGGGAUUCAAACUAGUGUCUUUUCAGUUACUGGUCCAACGCUCAAACUGCUAGGCUACCUGCCGCCCGUUGUUGUUGCUGUAGUAUUUCAUAUUGAGAUUAGAGUGGUCUUGACUAAUAAUCCUCUCCUCUUCCUCCUCCUGCUACAGCUUCACAUCAGUGUUUCUCCCGAGAGGGUCAAACUGAACGUGGACUGCCAGGAGGUGGCAGAGAAACCCAUCAAGGAGGCCAACAACAUCUCCACAGACGGCUAUGAGGUGCUGGGAAAGAUGGCCAAGUCAGGAGGAUCAAAGAGGGAGUCGGCAACAGUGAGUGAAAAAUGUACAACACUAAUUCAAAAUGGAAAACCUCGAAGGAAAUGCAUCCCUCACUCACACACACACAAGCUGUUGGUGUGAAGUGCAAAGUGCCCAGAUUUGACACCUAGCUGUUCAUUUGUUGAUGCUCAAUUAAGAGCUACAACUCACAGUCAUUGUUGGAUGAAUGAAAGACGCUGCUCUCUCUCCCUCUCAUUUUACUUGUGUUCCAGCUCUCUGUGGGUGAUGGCCUGUUUCUGGAGCCAUGUUGUUUUUGAGUCCUCAACGCUGGAGCUCAAUGGAAGCCAUGUGUAACGCCCAUCUGUGUUCUAAUCUCUUUUUUCUCUCCGUUCUGUUGUACAGUUCCAGCUCCAGAUGUUUGAUAUUGUGUGCAGCUUGAGCUGGACCAGCAGAGACAAAUGUUGUGACCUCCCAGCCACGGUAAGAGCAGUUUCGCUGUGGACGGCCCUCCAGUAAGGCCUCAUAGCUGUACAGUACCAUCAAGCCUUUGCACUUUGACUCGCAUUCUAGCAUGGACUAUAAAUUAAGAGAGCCAUUAUAUUCUUGCAUGCAUGCAUGUGUCAGAGGUUCUAUGUAAUUUCUAAAGUGUGCACGUGCUGUAUAGACUUUGUCUGAAGCCUAGCUGGGAAUUUUUUUUAAAUGAAAUGAUUGCAUUGGCAGGCCUGAAUAGACCAUUGUAUUCCUCUUUAAUUGGACUAAUCUCAGUACAGUUUUACAAUUCCAAUCCCACCAAAACAACUGGUCCUUUUGAUCAUGUGGUGAACAGAUGAAUCAUUGUACUUGAUUGUAUCUGUGACAUGUUUAUUACCAGAUACAUGUGCACUUACUUACUUGACUGUAGCCAAUUACCCAUCUAUCCCUCUCUGUGUCAUUUGCAUGAUAUGUUCAUAUAUCAUGGCAAAGAAGGCUGUGUUGUGUAAGUUGUCACAUAUUUCCUUCAAACAAAACAGUUGGGUGUAGACCAUGCACUCCACUAUUGCAGCAGUCAUGUUUCAGUAUGCACCCCCGUUUUCUAAUGGCUUUAGUAGCUUUUCUAAUGGGUUUCCUUGAAGAAAACUUCAAGGCACCAUUUUAUUGGUUUGGGUUGUCAGAGCAGUGGCACUCAUUUUCAAUACAGAUACUCCUAUCUGCACUUGUUGUAUUUUGUGGGUUACCAGAAAGGCCCACUGAUGUCAAGAGAUGCCCAAUGGGACAUACUAUUAAUAUUGUAUUUUAGUAAAGUAUUUUUUUACAUUCUCAUUAUCUUCCUUACCCUCCCCCUCUCCUUCCUUUCUGUAUUGCAGAGAGAUGAGCUCAAGUGCCCGGCUCUUCCCCAUGCCUGCACAUGUGCACAGGACAGCGUUGGUCCUCCGGGGCCACCCGGCCCCUCGGUAAAGACAUGAACCAUCCCUCCAUUUCUCCUCGUCUUGGGGCAGGGUUCUCUCUUCUUCGGUCUGUCCUCGCCUGGCAGCAAAGCUCUCUCUCUACUCUCUCAUAUAAUAAUGAUGAUGAUACCUCUGUCUCCACUAUGAUGAUGUGGACAUAUAGGAAUAGUGUUACAGGGGUAUUCUUUUUUCUUCAUAAUUGUUGCCCUGCUCUAAAGUUUAAGCAUGUGGAUAUUAGAGUGGGGACAUCCCUCAUGUGAGUAUCUGUGUUUUUUCCCAUGGAAAACGAAUGAGAGGGGGAUGAGAUGAAUGGCGUGCGAUGAGGUGUGGGCUAUCAGGCUUAGAGAUGUGUCAAAAGAUAAAUGCCCAUCUGAAAAGAAAACUGGAAAAACCUUGAAGAGGAGUCUGGAAUAUGUAUGCUUCACUUUGCAACCUUACUAAGCCCCUGUGGGAAUUCCUGCCGGCUUGGGGUUUAGGUCUGGAAGCAGCUCCUGUUGUGGGGAUGGCUCUGAUUCUCAGUCUCUGACUCUGUCUUUCAUUCUAUCUUGACUUUCCCAGGGUGGACCAGGUACUAAAGGACCCAGAGGAGAAAGAGGAGACUCAGGCCCAACUGUAAGUCAAGAAUUUGGAUCAUUAUCAAGCUAUUUAACACACACUUAACACACACAGCGAUUAAUGAGUCUGAGUCAUUGGAUAUUAUGGUGUUGUGUGGCCGAGCCGCAAUCAAACGUUGAAUCAAGCCAUAUCCAACUGAGCUAACUCGGCUACAGUCCAAGGCCCAACUCAUUUACAAUAAAGCAGAGUUCAGCCUAAUGCAGUAGGGAUCUCAAAGCAGUUACCACUGAACUGUACAGUCCACCAUUCGCAUGCCCCAUCAGACAAUACAGAUUGCUCACAUCUGAACUCACUUAUUGAAUGUACUGUAUAUUCUUCAGCUUGAUUUGUACUGUGUAUUUUUCACCAGCUUGAUUUAUGGAGGCCAGUGUCGAGAGGUCUGAUGAGAAAUAGAACAUAAUAUGCCAUUUAGCAGACGCUUUAUCCAAAGCGACUUACAGUCAUGCGUGCAUACAUUUUUUUUGUGUAUGGGUGGUCCCGGGGAUCGAACCCACUACCUUGGCGUUACAAGCGCCGUGCUCUACCAGCUGAGCUACAGAGGACCACAUGUUCCUCACCAACAGUUACUGACUGUUCUGGUUCCUUCUCAUUCUCUCAGCCCUGCUGUGGAGGUCUACAGGGAGAUAUGGUGUGAAUAGUUUAAAAGUAAUGGGACUAUGUUUGGUUUUGUCAUUAUGCUUCUACCAUAGGGUUCAAUGGGCCCCCGUGGAGAACAAGGACUUCCAGGACCAUCCGGACCUCCAGGUCCACAAGGCCCUAACGGCUUGUCUCUGCCCGGAGAACCUGUAAGUAACACCCCCUUAGAUUAUGAGGACACUGGUGUCUUAGGGGUUUGUGUUAGUGAACAUAGAAAUAUAAUUGCAUUGAAGGGAUUCUAUUUCUAUGUCUCUGACCGUCACUGCAGCUAUCUUUCAUCUGGAGUGUUCUGUAGGAUUCACAGUGUGUGGGGACUGUAGGACGUCCUCCCUGGCUUAUGAUUUACACACACAGUUACUGAGCGUUAAGAAGACCCUAUUUAUUCUAGACAGUUCUUCCUCCUAGAAAUUCUCCUAAAGCUGGGGUGUAAAUUCACUCUCAGUGACAGACUACAUGACCAAGAGAAAGACCAGAUCCCUGUAGUUGUUCAGGGUUGGACUCAAUUCUAAUCCUCUCCUUCUCUUCGUCUUCUCAGGGACGCCCCGGACCAAAGGGAGAUCCCGGAGACUCGGGCCUGACUGGGCUGCAAGUGAGUACAGCUCUCUUUUUCAUUAGCUGUGGUUUCGAACAGGAAACCGGAGGCAAUUCACUGAGAGAAACAGCGCUACUGGAGCCUGGAAUCUGUCCACAUGGCAACGCUGCAACCACUUUCAAAGUGGGAGGUAGACCAUACAGUCCCCAGAGUGGGGUAUUCUCUCCAAUCAACCUGCUGUUUGACACUCAGUGGACGGCUACCAGUUAAGAUAUUAUGGGAAACAGAAUGGUUUUGCCAAUGGGAGUUGAGGAUUGAAAUGAACUGUACAUGUUCCACUACUGUCCUGCAACUGCACAUACUCUAAACCCUGCAGUCAAGGCCAAAAAGAGGGAAUUGCAGACUAUUCAUUGCUCUACUUAGGUACCACUAAUUGGAUUUAAAUAGCUGGGAAAGAAUGUAUUGAGAAGACAAACAACCUCAGUAUUGGAUGAGUACAUCCCUCAAGGUUGCCAAUGACCACAUGAUUAUGUUCUCAAAGCGUAUUUGGAGCAUACAUUGUAUCAAAAGCCCAAAGAGCGAUUUCUGGAGACAAUGGGACGAAAGAUCAGGAGUUUUCUUGGAAGAUAUCCUUCAUAUUCUCAUAGAUGGACUCCUUGUCCAUCUUAGAAGGGGACCACAACAUACUGUGAUACUUCUUUGGAACUGGUCCUCCACACAAUAUCCACCAUGGCCAGGGACUUUACAAACUGAAAACUCCAGUGCUGAAUGAUCUGAGGCCCCUUAAUUCCAACGAUUGGAGGGAGUAUUCUGUAACGUUAACAAUUUUUUAAAAUGUUUACAUUUUAGUCAUUUAGCAGACGCUCUUAUCCAGAGCGACUUACAGUUAGUGAGUGCAUACAUUUUCAUACUGGCCCCCCGUGGGAAACGAACCCACAACCCUGGUGUUGCAAGCGCCAUGCUCUACCAACUAGCUACAGGGGACUACAAUGAUAUGAGCAUCAUUUACAUAGUUGAGAAUUUCGCAUCCCAUCAAGGACGACUUUACUUUUGGAAUAGGAGACUCCCCUGAACCCUAACAAUUACCCUGUGAAGUUAAUAAUACUAAAGAAUAAUUUUGUUGAGAAUUUCUCAUUGCAUUAAGAUGAUUAUGGCUAUAGCAGCCUUGUCUGUCAAAAGCUCCUGCUAACAACAUACAUUUCAACAGCCAAGACACGUAUCCUAAUGUAUUGGCCGUAAGAUGCAUCAGCGAAGUGUAUUAUGUUCUCACUAAAUCACAAGGAAACUAGAGAGCCGCUAUUACAGGGAGAAACGAGUACCUAUAAUUUCUGGCAAUAUGAAAAUGCAAUUAUGGGCCAUUUGAGACAAGUCCGAUGUGUGUGUUAUUACUGGUUAUCACAGUUUGAUUGAGUGUGUUGUGUUCCUGCAGGGUCCUGCUGGUGCUGCUGGUCCUAUGGGUCCUGUUGGACCAGGUGGAGUGAGGGUAAGAUCUGCCUCUCUGUGCCUCUACACAGAGCUGCUCAGUGUACAGGCCCUGUUGAAAGGCCAUGAAUCUAGCCAGCACCUACUUAAGCACGUGUGCAUGUGAUCACCUACUUAACUCAACGUGUGCAGUUAAAAUGUUGUGUGCUCAUAGUAUUCUGUUGCAUGUUAGUGAUGUUACUACCCAUGUCAGAUGACGUAGUUUGAUUCCAUUGGACUGCUGCAGUAAAAUACAGUACAGAGAUGGGUCACUAGGGAGAUUAGAGAGGUCCUGGUUUAUUUCACUAUAUCUUUAUAGUCCCAUCUCUUGGAACGACAACAUAACUUUGAAACAACAACAACUUUAUAGCAACAACUUAAUGACUACAAUUAAACUUAAUGCCAACUUAUUUUUAAUGAAGUGUGACUUUUAUUGUUGCCUGUUUGUGAUUGCCCAUCUUCUUUCCCCAGGGACCACCAGGGAAGGAAGGCCCAUCGGGACCUAGAGGCCCAACGGGACCGAUGGUGAGUACUGGAUUGCAGCCAAGAGAAGUAAAACCUCCUGGGAGUGUCUUUUAAUGCCUGACAGGAAUUAUUGGCGCCGGAGAAGAUGGCUGCCGUUUUACAGCCCUCUAACCAAUUGUACUAUUAUGCGUGUUUUUUCGCGUUAUUUAUAAUUUAUUCUGUACAUAAUGUUUCUGCCACUGUCUCUUAUGACCAAAAAGAGCUUCUGGAUAUCAGGACAGCGAUUACUCACCUCGUAUUGGACAAAGAUUUUUUCUUCAAUGAGUCGGACGCAAAGGAUAUUCUACAGACACCAGACAAUGCCCAAAUCCCUGUCAUUCGCAUGAGAAAGAGACGGUAUCGGGGUGCCUUGUAAGGAUCCGACGGCGAGCGAGUAAACUGCCUCUUCCAUCAAUCCUAUUAGCCAAUGUUCAAUCAUUUGAAAAUAAAUUGGACGACCUAAGAUCAAGGUUAUCCUACCAACGGGACAUUAAAAACUGUAAUAUCUUAUGUUUCACCGAGUCGUGGCUAAACGACGACAUGGAUAACAUACAGCUGGCGGUAUAUACGCUACAUCGGCAGGAUAGGAUGGCUGACUCCGGUAAGACAAGGGGUGGUGGUCUGUGUAUAUUUGUAAACAACAGCUGGUGCAUAAAAUCUAAUACUAAGGAAGUCUCAAGGUUUUGCACGCCUGAGGUAGAGUAUCUCAUGAUAAGCUGUAGACCACACUAUUUACCAAGAGAGUUUUCAUCUAUAUUUUUUGUAGCUGUCUAUUUACCACCACAAACCGAUGCUGGCACUAAGAUUGCACUCAAUGAGCUGUAUAAGGCCAUAAGUAAACAGGAAAACGCUCAUCCAGAGGCAGCACUCCUAGUGGCCGGGGACUUUAAUGCAUGGAAACUUAAAUCUGUUCUACCUCGUUUCUACCAGCAUGUUAAAUGUGCAACCAGAGGAAAUAAAACUCUAGACCACCUUUACUCCACACACAGAGACGCAUACAAAGCUCUCCCUCGCCCUCCAUUUGGCAAAUCUGACCAUAACUCUAUCCUCCUGAUUCCUGCUUAUAAGCAAAAACUAAAGCAAGAAGCACCAGUGACUCGGUUAAUAAGGAAGUGGUCAGAUGACGCAGAUGCUAAGCUACAAGACUGUUUUGCUAGCACAGACUGGAAUAUGUUCCGGGAUUCUUCCGAUAGCAUUGAGGAGUACACCACAUCAGUAACUGGCUUCAUCAAUAAGUGCAUCGAUGACGUCGUCCCCACAGUGACCGUUCGUACAUACCCCAACCAGAAGCCAUGGAUUACAGGCAACAUCUGCACUGAGCUAAAGGCUAGAGCUGCCGCUUUCAAGGAGCGGGACUCUAACCCGGACGCUUAUAAGAAAUCCCGCUAUGCCCUCCGACAAACCAUCAAACAGGCAAAGAAUCAAUACAGGACUAAGAUUGAAUCGUACUACACUGGCUCUGAUGCUCGUCGGGUGUGGCAGGGCUUGCAAACUAUUAAAGACUACAAAGGGAAGCACAGUCGCGAGCUGCCCAGUGACACAAGCCUACCAGACGAGCUAAAUCACUUAUAUAAUCGCUUCAAGGCAAGCAACACUGAAGCAUGCAUAAGAGCAUCAGCUGUUCCGGAUGACUAUGUGAUCACGCUUUCCGUAGCCGAUGUGAGUAAGACUUUUAGGCAGGUCAACAUUCACAAGGCCGCAGGGCCAGACGGAUUACCAGGACGUGUACUCCGAGCAUGCGCUGACCAACUGGCAAGUGUCUUCACUGACAUUUUCAACACUGAGUCUGUAAUACCAACAUGUUUCAAGCAGACCACCAUAGUCCCUGUGCCCAAGAACACUAAGAUAACCUGCCUAAAUGACUACCGACCCGUAGCACUCACGUCUGUAGCCAUGAAGUGCUUUGAAAGGCUGGUCAUGGCUCACAUCAACACCAUUAUCCCAGAAACCCUAGACCCACUCCAUUUUGCAUACCGCCCCAACAGAGCCACAGAUGAUGCAAUCUCUAUUGCACUCCACGCUGCCCUUUCCCACCUGGACAAGAGGAACACCUACGUGAGAAUGCUAUUCAUUGACUACAGCUCAGUGUUCAACACCAUAGUGCCCUCAAAACUCAUCACUAAGCUAAACACUAAACACCUCCCUCUGCAACUUGAUCCUGGAUUUCCUGACGGGCCGCCCCCAGGUGGUAAGGGUAGGUAACAACACAUCUGCCAUGCUGAUCCUCAACACGGGGGCUCCUCAGGGGUGCGUGCUCAGUCCCCUCCUGUACUCCCUGUUCACCCAUGACUGAAUGGCCAGGCACGACUCCAACACCAUCAUUAAGUUUGCAGACGACACAACAGUGGUAGGCCUGAUCACCGACAACGAUGAGACAGCCUAUAGAGAGGAGGUCAGAGACCUGGCCGUGUGGAGCCAGGAUAACUACCUCUCCCUCAACAUGAUCAAGACAAAGGAGAUGAUUGUGGACUACAGGAAAAAAAAGAGGACUGAGCACGCCCCCAUUCUCAUCGACGGGGCUGUAGUGGAACAGGUUGAGAGCUUCAAGUUCCUUGGUGUCCACAUCACCAAAAAAUUAUCAUGGUCCAAACACACCAAGACAGUUGUGAAGAGGGCACGACAAAGCCUAUUCCCCCUCAGGAGACUGAAAAGAUUUAGCAUGGGUCCUCAGAUCCUCAAAAAGCUAUACAGCUGCACCAUCGAGAGCAUCUUGACUGGUUGCAUCACCGCCUGGUAUGGCAACUGCUCGGCCUCCGACCGCAAGGCACUACAGAGGGUAGUGUGUAUUGCCCAGUACAUCACUGGGGCCAAGCUUCCCUUCAUCCAGGACCUCUAUACCAGGCGGUGUCAGAGGAAGGCCCUAAAAAUUAUCGAAGACUCCAGCCACCCUAGUCAUAGACUGUUCUCUCUGCUACCACACGGUAAGCGGUACCGGAGCGCCAAGUCUAGGUCCAAAAGGCUUCUUAACAGCUUCUACCCCCAAGCCAUAAGAUUCCUGAACAGCUAAUCAUGGCUACCCGGACUGUAUAUUAUUUUACAUUUAAGUCAUUUAGGAGACGCUCUUAUCCAGAGCGACUUACAAAUUGGAUCUAUGCAUAGUCACUUUAACUCUACCCACAUGUACAUAUUACCUCAAUUACCUCAACUAACCGGUGCUCCCGCAUGCUAACUCUAUACCGGUACCCCCUGUAUAUAGCCUUCCUACUGUUCUUUUAUUUUACUGCUGCUCUUUAAUUAUUUGCUCUUUUUAUUUUUAACUUAUCUGUUUUUUACUUAACACUUUUUUAUUUUCUUAAAACUGCAUUGUUGGUUAAGGGCUUGUAAGUAAGCAUUUCACCCUGUUGUAUUAGGCGCAUGUGGCAAAUUGAUUUGAUUUGAUUUGAAAAGACACUCUGGCUCCAGAUCUAACUGCCUCUGUUAGUUAGCCUGCAGCACGUGGUCAAAACACAGACAAACUCAGUCCUUCAGUCAGUAUUGACGAUAAAGCGUGCGUCUCAUUCUCUAUACUGUGGUGGAGGCCUGCCUCCAGUUAAUGGCCACACCAUGCAAAUAGGAAGAGGGCCAGCGCUGAAUUUACAUACAGCCUACUUUACCAUAAGGACUGCUCUGAAGACCAUUAAGCAUCCUAUUCCUCUUGGGAGUGUUUCCACCCACUUUAGUGGUCUUGGCACAGUAUACUGUAUGGUGCCUUUACUGUGGAUAUACAACACAAUAUAGGGCUGGACCUUAUUAUACAACAUGUUAUUUAACAGAGACCGGGAGUGGUUGUUGUUCUUGUAUUUACUCAUUGAUAACUUUGGUAAGUAGAUGUAACAAUAACGCUGUUAUCUUUCCAUCAUCCAGGGAAGUCCAGGAUCUCCAGGAAACACAGGAAACACAGGCAACCAAGGAAAACCAGGAGACACAGGAAACCCAGUAUGUACAAACACAAGUGGUCAUAUGGUGAUUUGCAUGGGUCAUCAAGGAGACAAUGGCCAAGAUGUGCCAAAAUAGUGCCCCUCUGCAGAAUUUCCUCCCACUCUAGUAAUUCAGUUCUAAACCUCAUUUGUGGAAGCAUGAAGGGAUGGUUUGGUUAAAAACAAUGGAAACUGCAACAGUUGAUUGCAUUGUGUCUUGGAUUUUACUCUGGUUCUGACUGGAGGACCUUAUUCGGAACAUUUACCCCUGAUUGCAUUCGAUUCAGUUGGAAAACGUUGCAAAUCUCAUGCAAAUGAAUGUCAUUCCUGUUAUUGAGAAAAUCCAUGUUUCCUCUCUUUCACAGGGAUUGGCUGGAAUAAAGGGAGAAAAGGGAGAGAGGGUAUGUACUGUAUCUUUUGGACACAUCAUAACUUUUCAGAGUAGCAUUACCUUGUCUCACCAAAAUGUGUCUGUUUUCCAGGGAGACUUUGCAUCUCAAAAUCUGAUGCGCUCCAUUGCCAGACAAGUUUGCGAACAGCUUGUGAACAGUGAGUGGCAAUUUAGAACUUCAUAAACCAGCAUUGGUUUGGUACACAAACACACACUGGAUUCAUUGUCUGACAUCAUAUCUUUAUUCAUUCCUCUCAGGUCAAAUGAGCAGAAUUGAUAAUAUGAUCAACCAGAUCCCCACUGGUUACCGUAGCAACAACCCGGGCCCUGCCGGCCCCCCUGGUCCUGCCGGUAACACGGGUCCUCGUGGAGAACCUGGACAGACUGGCCGAAACGGUUUCCCUGGAAACCCCGGCUUACCUGGAAACCAAGGAGAGAGAGGUGAGUGUGAGAUGUGCCAUUUAUCUGUUGUUUUUUGUUUGCCUGUUAAAAUUACAACCUAUCAGAGAUGCAGAACUUAAAGUUGUGACUUACAUGUAGGACACAGUCUGUGCUCUUGUUUAUCCUAUGUAACCUCAUAGCAAAACGUCUGGAGUAGCAUUGCAACUUUUACAACAAUGGUAUAAUUAAAUAAUGACAAGAGCACAGAGAUCAAAUGGCAGUUUUGAUUGCAAGCAAUUGUGCAUAACCCCAUCUACAGUAGUCUGAACAUAUAGGGUUGAAGUUGGAACGUGACAUCAUGCUAAGACCUGAUGGUCAUCUGCCAUCAUGCUUCACUUCCUACAGUAAAUCUGAUUUACUGUAUGCUACAAUUUCCUCCAUCCUCAAACAUGCUCAUUUGUGGUUUCAAGAACAGUUAUUUUCUGUAACAGAUACAUUGUACUGUACAAUGGGAUCUUUUGUCAUUGCUAAUAACCCGUUCUCUGUGUCUGAUUGUUCUGUUGCAGGGACGCCAGGAGAAAAGGGAGAGCGAGGAUCCCCUGGAACAGGACAGAGAGGACUCAGUGGUCCGCCUGGUAAGACCUCGGACCUCACUCCUCACUUCUCAUGUACAAUAACCCAAUGCCUCUUCCAAGGUCCCCCCCAUCUCACAAGAAAACAGGGACUAUUAAUGCAAGCCUCUGACUCUAAUUAACCUCAUAUACCUUAACAAUCAGGCAUGGAACAUAAGAAUCUUCCUGCAUAUUUACUCUAAACGGUUGUUUUCAACAGCUGGAGACAGUAUGUUCCCAUUCACUACAGUUCUAACCUAGUCUUACCAUGGCAGCCAUUUUGUUCUACAUGCUCUACUUGGACCUCUCUUUGUGACCUUUAGAACUCCUCCCAGUGCAAUCUAAAUGACAGACCCAAGGGGCAGGCCAAGAUUUACCUAGCUGUGUCUCAAGAACCUUCGUUUGGGCCGCUGUGCUUCAUAAAUUCUUAGUGAACGGUCAAAUGUAUUCCCAGCAAAACACUUUUAUUUUCUAGAGAGAAUUUAUGCUUCUUCUUCAUGGGAUCGGUCCACACAGAUGUGUUCACACGUUUGCCAUGGGAAUUAAAGUUCCUCUUGAUCAACAUACCACAAGUCUGACGAUGGAAGAUCAACAUACAGUAUUAUACAACAAAUGACUGAGGGCCUAGGUCUAUUUCUGAAUGAAGGAUUCAAUAUGUGCUGAUGCAUUAUAGCUCCUAUUUUCUCUUAUCAAAAUAAUCUACAGUGCCUUGCAAAAGUAUUCAUCCCCCUUGGCGUUUUUCCUAUUUUGUUGCAUUACAACCUGUAAUUUAUAUGGAUUUCUAUUUGGAUUUCAUGUAAUGGACAUACACAAAAUAGUCCAAAUAGGUGAAGUCAAAUGAAAAAAUAACUUGUUUGGUGCGUGCAUAUGUAUUCACCCCCUUUGCUAUGAAGCCCCUAAAUAAGACCUGGUGCAACCAAUUACCUUCAGAAGUCACAUAAUGAGUUAAAUAAAGAUCUGUCACAUGAUCUCAGUAUAUAUACACCUGUUCUGAAAGCCCCCAGAGUCUGCAACACCACUAAGCAAGGGGCACCACCAAGCAAGCGGCACCAUGAAGACCAAGGUGCUCUCCAAACAGGUCAGGGACAAAGUUGUGGAGAAGUACAGAUCAGGGUUGGGUUAUAAAAAAAUAUCAGAAACUUUGAACAUCCCACGGAGCACCAUUAAAUCCAUUAUUAAAAAAUUGAAAGAAUAUGGCACCACAACAAACCUGCCAAGAGAGGGCUGCCCACCAAAACUCACAGACCAGGCAAGGAGGGCAUUAAUCAGAGAGGCAACAAAGAGACCAAAGAUAACCCUGAAGGAGCUGCAAAGCUCCACAGCGGAGAUUGGAGUAUCUGUCCAUAGGACCACUUUAAGCCGUAAACUCCCCAGAGCUGGGCUUUACGGAAGAGUGGCCAGAAAAAAGCCAUUGCUUGAAGAAAAAAAUGAGCAAACACGUUUGGUGUUCGCCAAAAGGCAUGUAUUUCUUGUUUGUUUCACAAUAAAACAUAUUUUGCAUCUUCAAAGUGGUAGGCAUGUUGUGUAAAUCAAAUGAUACAAACCCCCAAAAAAUCCAUUUUAAUUCUAGGUUGUAAGGCAACAAAUUAGGAAAAAUGCCAAAAGGGGGGUGAAUACUUUCUCAAGCCACUGUACCUCUAUUCAUUCACCAGUGAUCCCAAACCCAUUCUAGAAAUGGCUGAGGAUUAGUCUCUAGUAAGAGUUUUAUUCACUGUUGAUACUAUUCUGUCAUCAUGGAGACCCCUUUAACAUAGCAUUCCCCUUUAAUUGAAAUUCAGCAUGUAAAGGCCCUGAGUCCCCAGAAGCUUUCAUAUCACAGGGGCUAGUGGAAAUAUCAUGCAAGUCAUUGAUGUCUACUUUUCCCCUCCAGUCGAACACUGCCAAGUCUGUUUCUGUGAAUGAAGUGAGACACAACUGAGCAGCAGAGGGAGUAAGCUAGCUAGUGAUGAUUACUCAUUGUUGAGUGGGAGAAUCAGAUUUUUGUACAAUGAGCAUUGCUUUGGUGGCUCCUUCAUUGACAACACAUGUGCUCACUUAAGAGAGCAAGAGCGAGCGAGAGAGUGCUGGGGAAAAUUCCAUCCUUGGUUUGUACUGUCUAGACAGACUGGGAUAGGGGGUAACUCCACACAGCCCUGACUGGCUCCCUUUUUUUCAGACUUUUAAUUGAGCCGUCUAAAUAUCUAAAUUACAGUGGUAGAAACCUCCACUUCCAGUUGGGAUUUAAGGGUAAUGUCAGUGGGGUUUCGCUCUGAGUCUGACCAUUCGUUAUUUAAUUCCCACAUCCCACCUUCCUCUAUCUACUCCCAGGGCCACCAGGUGAGGCUCGGACCGGCCCCACAGGUGCUACGGGCUCUGCUGGGCCUCGUGGCUCUCCUGGUCGCCAGGGAACCCCAGGAGUGAGGGGACCACCUGGGCCCCCUGGCUACUGUGACUCCUCCCAGUGUGUUGGCAUUCCUUACAAUGGGCAAGGCUACCCAGGUAUGUUCACGACUGACUGAAUCUCUAUCUGCAUGGCAGGAUAGCUGAAUACAUAGUGAAUGUAUGAAUGUAACGUAUGCACACACAUUUAUUUACAACUUACAGAGAGAUAUGUACUCAACAGCUAACUUUCUGCUCUGGUUCAAUGAAUGGAGACCAUGGGUUUCAAGGGUUUUUAACAAAAGUGCAAUGUUGAUAUUCAGCUAUAAGUACCCAGUUCCAUUUGAUCCAACAAACCUUCUGCAAAUGGAACAGUGGACUUAUCUUAGUGCCCACAACAGGCUUUUCACAACAUUAUGAACCCUUUACUUCCAAGGUCUCAAUAUGUUUGUUAUAGAGUAGAUAUUCAUAAUAGCAUGUAAAACACUGCCAAGUAGAAAUAGAAAUGGCAAAUAACUUUCUCCAACAGAGAGAUCUAACCCCCUGUUUGAACUGUUUUCAGGUCGGUCCUAGUAAACUUUCUAAGGCGCCUGUGCCGCUUACACUUUGAAGUCCUGUUUCUGAGAUGUUAGCUCACUGGCUAAUGAGCCCGUAAGGAUAACCAUCGUGGACAUAACUAAUGAACAACGUUAAAAACCCAAAACGAGAAAGAAAGGAGUGGACUGGCACUAACACCACUUCACAGCUACUAUCAGACAAGCUGAGAUGGCAACCCUACUGGCCUGUUUGCAUCUUGAACAAAAACCCCAGCAAACUGAGAGAGGGCUUCUCUACGCAGGAAGGAGCAUGUAAAAAAUUAAAAUAAAACAAUACUAAUAAAUUGGAUCUCAUAACAAAAGAACAACAGUGUUAACAUGUAGACGUGAUAUCUGUAAAUAAACUAAUUGUGCCUUGUAAAUUAUGUUUGAACCACACAAUCCACUAAAACCAGUUAACAUCUGUAUUGAGCUUGUGCCUUAUAACCCGCUUCUUACUGACUUACUGCCAGCAUAACCUCUGUUUUAUUAUGAUGCCUGAGUGAUUUACACAGCUUGUGCUCUGGUCAAACUGAAGCAUGUGCCAUUUGUACAUUUAAUAAUGAUGUUCUUUGUAUGUUUGCCUAAUCUAUGCUAAAUGUUAUUUCCCUGCCAUUUUCUUCAUUUAAAAAAAAUAUAUAUAUACAUCGUAUUAGUUCAUUUGCUGUAGAACACUUGUUUUCUAAUACCUCAGUGGGUUUUAGGACUAGCAAUAGGAUAUAGGCUAGAGCAAGAGAUUAGUGGCAGUGUCGUCUUAGUGUUUUGUUACAAAUUCCAUCCCAGCUGUAUUACUUGUAUUGGUAUUUAUCUUUAUUUGGGGUGUGUGUUCAAUAUGGUUGAUUGUUGUCAAUAACAUUAAGUGCUAGAGUGCAUGGAAUCACUAACAUUCUUAGAAACAGAGAAUUUAGGUCCAUACAGUGAAUACCUUGGUUGAUUAUUCAUGUUUAGGAGAUAGUCAAAGGUUUAGGUUGUACAUUGUGCAUGUCAACUCUGAGACUGUCGACUAAAGUCCUGUUUGAUUGGCAAACUAAUAUUUCUAGCCACCGGCUACGAGCCCGAUCCUGAAACCUACGUAGUCCCUAUACCUGAGGAAGAAUCGGAAGACGAAUCUGAGGCUAUACAGUCGCCUGGUUACUCACGAAACCAGAGAGGAAAGAGGUCACUAUCAAGAGAUGAUACAGAGAGGAUAGCACCA
This is a messenger RNA of Coregonus sp. 'balchen', 67849 nucleotides long. The record is from the annotation of a GenBank genome assembly. NCBI's taxonomy places the organism in Eukaryota, Metazoa, Chordata, Actinopteri, Salmoniformes, Salmonidae.